This is a messenger RNA of Daktulosphaira vitifoliae (grape phylloxera), 50206 nucleotides long. RefSeq lists its product as uncharacterized. The transcript has 158 exons. The coding region runs from base 352 to 49173 and encodes 16273 amino acids. The record is from RefSeq and is a predicted model, not a curated record. NCBI's taxonomy places the organism in Eukaryota, Metazoa, Arthropoda, Insecta, Hemiptera, Phylloxeridae. Gene Ontology annotation, molecular function: calcium ion binding.
GUCCGUCUGCCAGCGGGUUCUUUUCAGUCUUGCACGACAACCCGCGAGUUCCACAGCACGUCGAACGCAGUGGACGCCGGUCUUAAAAAAUAUAAUUCGAUAUAAUAUUUACUAACGAGUUUUUUUUUUUAUUCGACUCAUAUUACUAACACUAAACAAAAUAUAAAAAAAACAUCAAUUAAACAAAAAUAUUAACAAACUGUUUUUUUUAAACAAAAAAAAAAAAAAAAUUUUUUUCGGACUUUUGAGUUUGUUUCGAUAUAACGAGUGAUAAAUUUUCCUUGAAUUUUUAAUAUUUGUAUUUGUUCGUGUAUUCCGAGUGUUAUUAUGGAUGUGUACACGUGAAAAGUAAUGCCAAACUACAUGAAAAUGAAAUGCCUCCUGCCCGCAGUGCUAUGGCUAUGGCGACUCGUCAGUUUGGUUAGUGCUCAAGGUGGAAUCGGAUUCGGAAUCAAAAGAGAGAUAUUCUUUUUAAAUUUGGAAGAUGGCUAUUUCGGUUGCCAAGUAAACGAAUCUACAGCAGUUCUACAGUUGUACGAACUUUCCAGACUAUGCGAUGGAAAACAAGACUGUUACAAAGGAUCUGACGAACUGAGAAGGGAACUUAAGUGCACUGAUGACUGUGAGGUGAAGGAAGGAACGCCUUGUCAAAACGGUGCCUGUCUCGAUUCCCUUUGCCAUUGUAACGAUGGUUACGGUGGCUGUUCGUGUCAAGUGCCAGAUGAAAACGAAUGCAAAUAUAGACCAUGCGAUGUGUUCGCGCAUUGUACCAACAGCCUGGGCAGCUUUACGUGCACAUGUUUCCCAGGAUAUGUCGGCGACGGAUUUCACUGUCAAGAUAUCAACGAAUGCGAAGAUCCAGCUAUUGCAGCCAGAUGCGUUCAAAACGCAGAAUGUUGUAAUUUGCCAUCGCAUUUCUUGUGCAAAUGCAAACCCGGAUAUGUGGGUGAUGGCGAAGUCGAAUGUAGAGAUAUUGACGAAUGUUCAAGACCUGGUGCUUGUGGUAAUAACGCUAUAUGUAGAAACACUCCCGGAAAUUAUACAUGUGAUUGUCAGCAAGGUUUCGUUGGAAAUCCUUAUGACGGGUGUGUUGAUGUGAAUGAAUGUAGUUUACCAAAUGCUUGUGGUUCUGGUUCAUUGUGCACAAACUUCCCAGGCGGACAUCACUGUGAAUGCCCAGAAGGAUAUACUGGUGAUGCCUAUGGGGCAGGUUGUUACGAUGUAGACGAAUGUGCCCGUUCCCCUUGUGGAAAAGAUGCUCAGUGUCACAAUAUGGAUGGUAGUUUUCGGUGUUUGUGCCCACCAGGGUUUGUCGGAGACCCGUUACGCUCAUGCAAAGACGUGGAUGAAUGUGAAUCUUCACCGUGUGGUCAAAACGCAGAAUGUGUUAAUGACAUGGGUAAUUACACUUGCAAGUGUACCACAGGAUAUACAAGAAAUGACGAAGAAAUUUGCUCAGAUAUCAACGAAUGUGCCUUCGCCAAUUCAUGUGGUAUCAAUGCCAAAUGCAUUAACACCUUUGGGUCAUACACUUGUAUGUGCCCUCAAGGGUUUACUGGUUCUGCAAAUGAAUAUUGUCAAAAUCUAAAUGAAUGUGAUUAUAAUCCUUGUGGAAAUAACAGUAUUUGUACUGAUACAAUCGGAAGCUUUGUUUGUUUAUGUAAAGAAGAUUAUACUGGUGAUCCUAUUAAAGGAUGUCAUGAUAUAAAUGAGUGCGAAAUUUUAAAUAAACCAUGUGGCAUUCACGCAAUUUGUGAAAAUACUGAGCCAGGAUACAACUGUCUUUGUCCACAAGGAUUUUCUAGUAAACCAGACCCAAAAAUUGCCUGCGAACAAAUUGAUGUAACAACAUUAUGUAAAACGAAUUUUGACUGUACAACAAAUUCUGAGUGUAUUGAAGGUCAAUGCUAUUGCAAAAAUGGUUUUGAAGCGAGAGGAGCAGUUUGUGUUGAUGUUGAUGAAUGUCUAUCACAGCCAUGCGGCUUUCAUUCCAUAUGUACUAAUACACUUGGAGGAUUUCAUUGUCAAUGUCAAACAGGAUAUUUAGGCGCUCCUCCAAGAAUUAUGUGUAAAGCUCCCUGCGAAGAUGUUACAUGUGGUGAACAUGCAUUUUGUAAACCGACAGGACAAGAAGCAUAUUGUAUAUGUGAAGAUGGAUGGACUUAUAACCCAAACGAUUUAUCAAUGGGAUGUGUUGACAUCGAUGAGUGUGAUAAUAGUACUGAACCAUUCGGACGAUGCGGUGUAAAUACUGUAUGUACUAAUUCACCUGGUAGCUUUAGUUGUCAAUGCAGACCCGGUUUCACCGGCAAUCCGUUUAAAACAUGCACAGAUAUAAAUGAAUGUGCUGACAAGAACACUUGCGGAACAAAUACUUUGUGUCAUAAUACACCAGGAUCAUUUAGUUGUCAUUGUGCGACUGGUUAUAUACCAGAUCCAGAUUUCUAUAAUAAUUGCAUAAAAGUAAUAAACUGUACUAUUGACAACGAUUGUCCUGGUAAUUCUAUUUGUGAUGGUAGGAAGCGUUGUUACUGUCCUGCGCCAAACGCUGGAGAUGAUUGUAGACAUCCUUGUGAAGAUAUAUCAUGUGGCCCUAAUGCAGAGUGCAUGUUAUUAAAAGUAAACGCUGAAUGCAUUUGUUCAGCAGGUUACACUGGAAAUUCCAUUACCGGAUGUUUUGAUAUAGAUGAGUGUAAAGAUAAUCCUUGUGGCGUUGGAGCAGUAUGUAAUAAUGAACCAGGAUCAUUUUCUUGUCAAUGCCCUGGUGGGACCAACGGAGAUCCAUACAGGAAUGGUUGUAACCAAACAAAAAAAUCUUCUCAAUGCAGUUCCAAGUUGCCUUGUCCUAAAGCUGAACUUUGCGUAAAGGAUGAAUUAAUGGGAGAAAGUGUUUGUAUUUGUCCUAAAGGAUACAUUAGAGAUCAAAAAACAGAAAAAUGUAGAGAUAUAAAUGAAUGUACGGAAUUAAGAGACAAACCAGCUUGUGGUAUAAAUGCAGUUUGUAAAAAUUUGCCAGGCAGUUAUGAAUGUCAGUGUCCUCCAGGUUUUAAUGGCAAUCCUUUUUCAAAUUGUGAAGAAUGCACCACUUUAGAAUGUCAAUGUAGACCUCCAUAUCAAAUUGUAAAUGGAGAAUGCACGUUGGCGGGCUGCGUAAAAGGUAAAUGCCCUUUUGGAGCAGAAUGUGUUUCAAUAUCUGGAGGCGUUAGUUAUUGUGCAUGUCCUAAAGGAUAUAGACCAAGAGAAGAUGGAUCAUGUUAUGACAUCGAUGAAUGUGAAGAAAGUAUACAUAAUUGUGGAUACGGAUCUGAAUGUAUUAAUACACGAGGAUCGUAUGAGUGUGCCUGUCCCGAUGGAUAUACAGGAAACGCAUACAAUGGUUGUUCACGUAGUCAAAAGAAAUGUAUUAAAGAUUCAGACUGUUCUGUAAAUGAAAAUUGUAUUCAACCAGGCAUAUGUGUUUGUCCAGUACCAUUUUAUACUGACGUGCUUGAUAAUAACUUAUGCAAAAAUCCAUGUGAACGAUUUCCUUGUGGUAUUAAUGCUCAAUGUACACCAAGCAAUCCUCCAAAAUGCUUGUGUGAACCUGGUUUCAUGGGUGAUCCAUUAAUUGGCUGCGAAGACCUAGACGAAUGUAAAGAUAAUCCGUGCGCUCUGGGAUCAAUGUGUAUUAACGAAAAAGGUCAUUAUAGGUGUAUUUGCCCUUAUGGAACUAGUGGGGACCCAUAUAGUAGUGGUUGUUUAGGAAAAGAAGCUUCAGAAUUAGAAUGCAUCACCAAUAAUAAUUGUGAUUCUCGGUUAACGUGUGUCAAAGGGACUUGUAUUAAUCCUUGCAAUAAUUUAGUAUGUGGGAAAAACACAUAUUGUGAAGCUAAAAACUAUACUGCUUGGUGCCGAUGCAAUGCUGGUUUUGUUGAAACUAUCACUGGAGAUUGUAUAUCACCUUGUGAUGGAUACAUAUGUGGUGAAGGCGCACAAUGUAUUCUCACACCACAAGGUCCAACUUGUAAGUGUAUAGAAGGUUUAAUUGGAAAUCCAUUUGCUGGAGGAUCUUGUAAACCUGAUGUUUGCUCAAAUUCUAACCCUUGUGCUCCAUCCAAUGUUUGCGUUGGAGGACGAUGCAAAGAAAAAUGCCAAAAUCAUUUUUGUGGUAUUGGAGCUAGUUGUAAUCCAAAAACCAAUGAGUGUGUUUGUAAUCCACUAUUUAUUGGUGAUCCAAACUACCUUUGCAUGCCUCCUAUUAGUAUUCCUUCAUGUUCGCCGGGUUGCGGAAUUAACGCCCAUUGUGAGUAUGGCAUAUUCGGAGAAAACAGAUGUGUCUGCAAUGCUGGAAGUGUAGGAAAUCCAUAUAAAGAAUGUGAUUCCCAGUCUCGAAAGUCGUGUACUAAUAUUGCUUGUGGUACUGGAGCAUUAUGCAAAGACAAAAGUUCUCCAGAUUGCAUUUGCCCGCCUGGAUUUAAAGGAAAUCCUUAUGUCCAAUGUUUAGAUAUUGAUGAAUGUUUGAUAUCUGCUUGUGGGAAAAAUGCUAUCUGCAUAAAUACUAUAGGAAGCUACGACUGUCGAUGUAUUGAAGGAUAUAUAGGAAAUCCAUUUUUAGAAUGCUCUGUUAAAACUUUACAAGUAUGUCAAGAUCCUGCAACUUGUCAAUGUUCAAAAAAUAUUCCAUGUCCUUCCGGGUUUACUUGUAAAAACGGAAAGUGUAAAAACCAGUGUGAGAAUAUCAAAUGUGGUGUAAGAGCGGGGUGCGUUAAUGGUAAAUGUGCGUGUCCUCCAGGAUUUAGUGGAAAUCCAUAUGACAUAGAAAAUGGUUGUGUGGUGCAAGGUCAGUGUUUAAAUGACGCUGAAUGUCAAGAUACAGAAAUAUGUUUUCAAAUGACAAAAGAAUCAAGAAAAUGUGUCGAUGGAUGCAGCAAAUUUCAAUGUGGACCAAACGCUAUUUGUGUUACAAAGGACCAUCGUUCAUCAUGUAUAUGUAGUGACGGAUACUCAGGAUAUCCCGGUGACUUGUAUUUGGGUUGUAAAUUGGAAAGAACUGCUGGAAAAGAAGAAUGUAGAAUAAAUGAAGAUUGUGGUAAACCAGGAUAUGUAUGUUCGACUACACUUGAAGGAAUUUCUUCUUGUGUAAAUGCCUGUUAUCUAGUAGCAUGUGGUCCAGAAGAAAUUUGUCAAUUAGAAAAUAACAAUGUACCAGUAUGCAUAUGUCGUAAAGAAUAUAUAUGGAAUCCUAUAUCAUCAAAGUGUGAGAAACCUUCACUGCCAGACUGUUCUACAGAUGUCGACUGUAAAGAUAACGAGUCGUGUAAACCUGAUGCACUAGGUGUACUCAAAUGUGUUUCAGUAUGCUCCGAAUUGACUUGUCCAUUUAAUUCAAUAUGUGUGGCUAUCGAUCACCAAGGCAGUUGUCAAUGUUUACCUGGUUUUAUUGGUAAUCCAAAUGAUAGAAAUGGUUGUCAUUCUAUUAAACGAGGAAGUUGUCAACAAGACUUUGAAUGUUUGCCCUUUGAAUCUUGUUUAGAAGACCCAAUAAGUAAAUUAAAAUCCUGUAAACCAAUUUGUGAUCAUACUGUUUGCGGCUUGAAUGCUAUAUGUGUAGCUAAUAAUCACCUAGCACAAUGCCAGUGUCCUCCUGGUACAUUCACUGGUAAUCCUUAUGCCAAUGAAGGAUGUAAAGAAGUGUCAUGUGUUUAUAAUGAUGACUGUCUUCAUACUCAACUCUGUGAUAGACAAUCAAAUAAAUGUAAGAACGUAUGCAAUAUAGAUACAUGUGGCUUGAAUUCUGUAUGCCUUGCUGAUGGCCACAAAGCUUUAUGUCAAUGUCCUCCAGGCUUUAAGCCAAAUCCACUACCUGACAUAUCUUGUAAAGCUAUUGAAGUAUGCGAUGAUUCAACUUGCCACCCAACUUCAGUAUGUGAAACGAACUCUUCAUCAGGAUAUUUAUGUAAAUGUCCACCUGGUUAUAUUGGAGAUCCUUACACUGAAGGAUGUCGUAAAGAAGGUCUUUGUCUAAAUGGAAAUAUAGAUUGUCCAUUACUAAGUGUUUGUCAAUCUGGCCGAUGUGUAAAUCCGUGUGAAAAGUCAUGUGGCGUGAAUACAAUAUGUAACAUAAUUGAUAGAAAACCUGUUUGUUCAUGUCCAGCAAAUUUUGAACCUAUCCAUGGAGAUCCUAAAAUUGGAUGCGUUAGAUCAGUAAUUGAAUGUAUUAAUGAUUUAGAGUGUGAAGGUGGCAUAUGUUCCAAUGGUGAAUGCAAAGUUGUAUGUCGAAAUGUUGAUGAUUGUUCUGCUGGGGAAAGAUGUGUUCAAAAUAAAUGUGAAGUUCCCUGUGCAGGACAUUCUCAGUGCAUGUCAUCACAAGCUUGUGUUAUGGGAGUUUGUACAGUUGGAUGCCGUAGUAAUAAAGAUUGUUCAAAUGACAAAUCUUGUAUUAAUGCAAAAUGUCAAAAUCCUUGUCAACGCAAUGGUAUAUGUGGUGUAAAUUCGAUUUGUAAGACUAUUGAACAUAACGUGGCUUGUGUCUGUAGUGAAGGUUUCCAACCCAACCCUGUGGCUGAAGAAUCGUGCAUUAGAUCAACUACAAUUUGUCAUACUAAUGCUCAAUGUGGAUUGGGUCAAGAAUGUGAUGGAAAUAUAUGUAAAGUUGUAUGCAUGAGUGGUCUAGAUUGUGCAGAAGGAGAGAGAUGUUCAAACAAUAAAUGUGAAAAAGUUUGUUAUACAGCAAGCAACUGUCUAAGCGGAGAAGUUUGUGUAGAAGGCUUAUGUCACCUAGGAUGUAUUACAGAUUCAGAUUGUGAGUCAAGCCAAAUAUGUAUUGGAAAUAAGUGCCGAUGCGGAAAUGGUUUUGAAAGUUCUCCAAUUGGGUGUAAAGAUGUUAAUGAAUGUAAUCAAAACCCAUGCCAUCCUAGUGCGAAAUGUAUGAAUACUCCUGGUUCUUAUCAAUGUACAUGUUCUGAUGGUAAAGUAGGAGAUCCCUACACUGAACCAGGCUGUACUAGGCCAAAUGAGUGUAAUAAAAAUAGUGAUUGCAUAAUAAGCCUUGCAUGUGUAAAGAAUAAAUGUACCAAUUUAUGUAAAAAUGCUUGUGGAAAUAACGCAAUUUGUCAAAUGACUGAUCAUGCACCAGUAUGUACUUGUCCAUCCAGUUAUUUAGGCGAUGCAUUUGACAAAAAUGUUGGAUGCUUUAAAGUAGAAUGUCUCUCAAAUGAAGAUUGCCCUAGUGACAAACUAUGCCAAACUAAUAAUUACAAAUGCACGAAUCCAUGUGAUACUACUAACUGUGGUUAUGGAAGUUGCAAAUCCCAUCAACAUAAAGCCAUUUGUAAUUGUUACAACGGAUAUUCAUUUAAAGAUGGAAAAUGUCAAGAUAUAGAUGAAUGCAAACAAAGUCCAUGUCAUAAAACUGCAUUAUGCAGAAAUACACCAGGUUCAUUCACAUGUAUAUGUCCUGACGGACUUUUAGGUAAUGCAAAUGCUGAUGGUUGUCAUAGUCCAAAUAACUGCACUGAAAACCAAGAUUGUCCAAGUAGUGCUGUUUGCUAUCAUAAUCAAUGUAAAAACCCUUGUGAAAAAAAUAAAAUAUGUGGUCAUAAUGCAAUUUGUUCUGUUCAAAAUCAUGAAAUUCAAUGUCAAUGUCCUUCGAAAAGUCAUGGAGACCCAAAAGUUGAAUGUAAACUUAUUGAGUGCAUAAAUAAUAAUGAUUGUGCAAUAGGAAAAGCAUGUGUUAACUCUGAGUGUGUGAACCUUUGUUCAGUUUCAAAAGUCUGUGGUGAUAAUGCUGAAUGUAGCCUACAUAACGAUGCUGCAAUGUGUAAUUGUAAAAAAGGUUUUACCGGCGACCCACAUUUAGGCUGCACACCAAUAUUAUACUGUGCAACGAAUGACCAAUGUCCAUCCUCAACUAAAUGUAACAAUGGAAUUUGUUCAUUGGAAUGUAACUUAGCACGAGAUUGCGUUGGUAAUGAACUCUGUAUUGGAGGAAUAUGCCAACCAACUUGUCAAGGAAACAGUACUUGUCCAGAUUUUCAAUAUUGUUUGAACAAUAUAUGUGUUCAAGAACUACGUUGUUUGACAAACGAUGAUUGUGGAAAUACGGAUAUUUGUAAAACUAAUGCUAUUGGUCAAACUAGUUGUAUUAACAUAUGUGAUCAAGUAAUUUGUGGAAGACACGCAGAGUGUACUUCAGUUAACCAUCAACCUGUCUGUAAUUGCGAGGCAGGUUAUCAUGGAAAUCCAAUUGUCGGAUGUCAUAAAAUUGAAUGUUACGAGAAUACGAAUUGUAGUAUGGAUAAAAUAUGUGAAGACUAUAUUUGUAAAAUAUCUUGUUUGGCCAACAACCCGUGUGGACAAAAUGCAUUGUGUUCUGCUGAAAACCAUCAACAAGUAUGUUAUUGUCAACCUGGAUUUACUGGCGAUCCUUAUUUUGGCUGCAGCAUGUUAGAUCUCUGUGAAAUAUCCCCAUGUGGUCCCGGAGCAAGAUGUGACAAUACCAAAGGGACUUUUAAAUGUUUAUGUCCUCUCGGUACAAUUGGUGAUCCGUAUAAAGAUGGUUGUCAUUCACCAGUAGAAUGCCAAAUUGAUGAAGAUUGUCCAUCGGCCGCUCAUUGUGUUCAAAAUAACGGAAUUCCAAUAUGUCAAGAUAACUGUGAAAAUGUCAAAUGUGGACCCAAUGCAGAAUGUGGAACAUCAACUCACUAUGGGUCCUGUGUUUGUCACCCUGGAUAUCAAGGGGAUCCUAAUGACAUGAUUGUGGGAUGUAGACCUAGAGCUGUAGCAUGUACAUCAAAUCAACAAUGCCCGAGUAAUACAUAUUGUUAUAAUGGAGCAUGUAAAUCAUCUUGUCAAUCUGAUUCCGAAUGCGGCUUAUCAGAGCAAUGUUUACAAGGUCAAUGUAAUAACCCAUGCGAACGAGAAGGAGCUUGUGGUCUCAACUCAUUCUGUAACGUUCAAAACCAUGUUAAACUUUGUUCGUGUCCUGCUGGAUUUACUGGAAACAGUGAAAUAGAAUGCGUUCGAAUUCCUGUAGCUUGUGAAAAUAAUGAAAAUUGUUAUCCAAAUAGUACAUGUCAUCAGUCUAUCUGUCAACCUGAUUGCCUGGCAGAUAAUCACUGUGCAUUAAAUGAAAAAUGUUAUAAAAAUCAUUGUGCACUGACAUGUCGUGUUGAUAAUGAUUGUUUCUUGGGCCAUAUUUGUCUAAACAACAUGUGUUUAUUUGGAUGUAAAUCUAACGAUGAUUGUGCUUCGGUUGAAUCUUGUCGAGAUAAUGUUUGUAUCAACCCUUGUUUGACAAUGCCUUGCGGACCCAAUGCGAUUUGUACAGUAACUAAUCAAAGAGCUAUGUGUUCAUGUCAAGUUGGCUUUUUACCUAAUCCAACAGCAAAAAUAGCAUGUGUUAGGACACCAGCAGAACCAUGUAGUCAAAAUCGUGAAUGUCCAACGGGAUACUUGUGUAAAGAUAAUUCUUGUCAACCUGUAUGUACAUCAGAUGCUAAUUGCCAUGGAAAUGAAAAAUGUGAUAUGUCAGUAUCAAUAUGUAAACCUCUUUGUCGCAAAGAUGAUGAUUGUCGAAGUGGAGAAAUUUGUACAGGAUUGAUGUGCAAUUCUGGUUGUAGAAGUGAUACCGAUUGUCCAAACGAUAAAUCUUGUCUUAAUAAUGAAUGCAAAGAUUUAUGCGAAUCUCCAACAUCAUGUGGAGUAAACGCUUUAUGCUCUGUUUCAAAUCACCAGAAGCAUUGUAAUUGUCCAUUAUUACUCGAAGGUGACCCACUCGUUGGUUGCAGAUAUCCAUUGAUAAGUUGUAAAGAAAAUAGUGACUGUAAUUCUGGACAAACUUGUUAUUCGUCAACUUGUCAAGCAGUGUGCCAUACUGAUUUGGAGUGUUUAUCUGAUGAACGAUGUCAUAAUGGAGUAUGUAAAGCUAUAUGCAAUUCCGAUAACAAAUGUAGCUCAAAUCAAAUAUGUGAAAAUCGUAUAUGUAUUCGCGGUUGUCGCAGCGAUACUUCUUGUUUGGACAAUGAAGCAUGUAUUGAUAAACAAUGCCAAGCGCCUUGUAAUAACUCAACUACAUGUGGUUCGUGUGCUGAGUGUAAAGUGAUUAAUCACGGAGUCCAAUGUAGCUGUUCAGUUGGAUUCUACGGAAAUCCUCUGGUAAGAUGUUCUAAACUAGCAAUGAAGUGUGAUGGACUAUGCCCUUGUGAUCAAGAAUCCGGGUACUGUUUUAAACCAUGUUCUGCUAACAAGGAAUGUUCGUGUGGAGAAACUUGUCAUAAAAAUAAAUGUACUGCUAAGUGUAGUACCAGCGUCAACUGUCAACCUGGUCACAUAUGUUCGAAUGGUUUAUGCAUUGUUGGAUGUCGUUCGGAUACUGACUGUGGAGUAGAUCGAUCAUGCCAAAAUAACAAAUGCAAAAAUCCUUGUGAUACUCCUAAUGUAUUGUGUGGAGAAAACGCCGAUUGUAGUGUUAUUGAACACAAAGCCGUUUGUAUUUGUCCUGAUGGAUACCAAGGUGAACCAAGAACUGAAUGUAAACGAUAUUCAUGUGUAAAAGAUGACGAUUGUGAAACAAAUAAAAAAUGCGGUGCUGAUAAAGUGUGCAGAAACCCUUGUUUAGAGCAAGGAGCGUGUGGUUCAAAUGCACAGUGUAGAGUAGUAAACAAACAGGCGUAUUGUACUUGUCCGCUUGGUUACUAUGGAAAUGCCCAAUUAGAAUGCAAACCAGGAAUAUCAGAUAAAUGUACAUCAAAUCCAUGCGGACAAAAUAGUCUUUGCAAAAAAAUUCCUGGAGGCUUUGAAUGCAUUUGUCCUCCUGGAUGUACCGGUGAUCCUAGUAAAAGGUGUGUAUGCGAUGCGGCUCAACAACGAUCCGACGUAUGUAAGGACAUUUUAUGCGGAAAAAAUGCACUUUGUCAGCCGGUCAACGACCAGGAAGCAAAGUGCCAUUGUCCUCCAGAAUUUCCAGUUGGAAACCCUUAUAUUGAAUGCGAUGUAAAGAAAUUACCAUCUGACUGCCGUACUAACGGAUGUGGCAAAGGCGCCAGUUGUUUGCUGAAAGAAAAAAAUUAUAUUUGUCAAUGUCCAUCAGGCACAUCUGGAUCCCCUCAAAUAGAGUGCGUACAAGCUGUCGAAUGCGCCAACGAUGAUCAGUGUACAAAUGAAAAGACGUGCAUCGGCGGACGUUGCGUCGACGUGUGUAGCGUCAUAGGCGCAUGCGGCUUGAACGCGUUGUGUCGGCCUGUACUUCAUAAAGCCCAAUGCAUAUGCACGGAAUGUUACGACGGCGAUCCAAAGUUAGGGUGUUUGCCGGACAUGAAAGCUUGUAAGCGCGACGGAGACAACGCGAUUACCGCGACCACCACAUCUUCUAAGGUCACGACGCCAAUAUUGUGUACAAUAGAUUCGGAUUGCUCUGACACACAAGCGUGUCAGUCUGAUUUAUGCUUAGACCCUUGUGAGCGAGUAGCCUGUGAUGGACCAGUGAAAAAAUGCGUGGUUCGUAAUCAUAAGGCCAAGUGCAUUUGUACUUAUGGAUUCAUUGUUAACGAGCUGGGUGAAUUAUCUUGUGCCCAAGGCGAACGCGAGUGUCGCGUCAACGAUGACUGCACCAUACACAUGAGAUGCACUACUGGUGGCCAAUGCCUUAAUCCGUGUGAAAACAACGGACCAUGUGGAUCGGAAAAAAAGUGUUUGGUACUCGAUCGUCAGCCUGUAUGCGUGUGCGCUGAUAACUGCACUCCUACCGCGUUUAUGUGUCUACGAAACUCCGGGUGCCCGUUACAUUUACGGUGCAUUAAUUUUGAAUGUGUCGACCCAUGCAUGAAAACCUCGUGUCCGGCAAACGCACUGUGCAUAGUGCAAUCGCAUAGGGCUGUUUGCAAAAACUGUACAGCCGGUGACAACGCCGGUUCAAAGUCGGGCUGUCCGAAAGUGGUCGGGUGCUCAGCGGAUUAUGAAUGUCCAUCUCAACAAGCAUGUUUAGCAAAUCAGUGUCAAAACCCAUGUCAAUACAAUAACCCGUGUAAUUCACAACAAGAUUGUCAAGUAAAAGACCAUUUACCAGUUUGUCUAAAAUUGUGCCAAUGUAAAAAAAAUACACACUGUCAAAAUGGUUUCGUAUGCGAUGGCUGUAAUUGUAUAGAACCAAGUCAAAAUCCAUUACCUAUUCCAGGAUGUGAACAUUGUCCUACCGGAGUACCAUGUGACCCAGUAACUGGAGCUUGCGCUAAAGCACCGGUCAAUUCAAAGAAAACUCAAGUAUGCGAAUCAGAUACGGAAUGUCUGGAUUCGGAAGCUUGUUAUAUGGGUCAGUGUGAGGAUUUGUGUAGUUUUACAACGGUAUGUGCGUCAAAUGCCAAAUGCCAUGUAAUAAAACAUAGACCCGUUUGCUUGUGUCCACCUGGGUAUGAAGGAAACCCAGCAACUAAAUGUUAUCAGCCAAAAUUGUUUACAUGUACUUCAAAUAUCGACUGUACGCAUGGUGAAGUUUGCAUCCAGCAAAUUUGCCAAAAUCAUUGCUCUGUUCAUAAUCCAUGUGCUCAAAAUGCUGCAUGCGUUAAUACUGCUCAAGGAGUACAUUGUAGCUGCAUUGAAGGUUUUCAAGGAAACGGUUUUGUAAGCUGCCUACCAGUACGAUCAGUUUUAAAGCCAGUGUGCCAGUAUAAUGAAGAUUGUCCGCCAGAUAAAUUAUGUGAUAGACUGAAUAGAAUAUGUAUAAAUCCGUGUGACGAAGAUGCGUGUGGUGAAAAUGCUGAAUGUUAUCCAGUAAACCAUGGAACAGAGUGCAGAUGUUUGCCUGGUCACCAAGGAAAUCCUUAUAUUAGUUGUGCAUCAGUUACUGGAUGUCGAUCGGAUAAUGAAUGCGCAACAAAUGAAGUAUGUAUUAACGGAAAGUGUUCAAAUCCAUGCCGAUGUGGUCCAAAUGCUGUCUGUGAUGUUUUAAAUCAUAAAGCAACAUGUAAAUGUCUACCCGGUUAUGAUGGAAAUCCUUUAACAGGAUGUGAAGGUCCUCAAAAUCCAUGUAAUCCAAAUCCAUGCGGAAUAAAAGCUCUUUGUGAAAAUGAUAAUGGAAAUCCAAUUUGUUAUUGUCCCAAGGGCAUGACGGGUAAUCCGUUUAAAAGUUGCUUACCUGAAGGCGAGGAAUGUUCACCGAACCCAUGUGGUCCUUAUUCUGGAUGCAGAGUAGUUGACGGUUCUGCUUUCUGUUUUUGUCUUUCUGAGUACGAAGGAGACCCACCAUUAACUCCAUGUCAUUUACCUACUAAUCCAUGUAAACCGUCUCCUUGUGGACCAAACACACAAUGUUCAUUAUUAAAUAAUGGCUUUGCAAAAUGUACAUGCCUACCGGGGUACAUUGAAAGUCCUAAUACAAUUAGAGGUUGUGUUGAAAAGAAAAAUACAUGUGAACCUAAUCCUUGUGGCCAAGGUGCAAUCUGCGAUCCUAAUAGACAACCAUCAUGCUUCUGCCCAGAACCACUUAUAGGAAAUCCAUACAAAAGUUGUGGAGAGUCGGCAAAAACUUUAUGUCAACCGGGACCAUGUGGUAUCAACGCUGAUUGUUACGUAACUGGUAGCAAUGAGCAAUGUUAUUGCAAAAAUGGAUAUUCUGGAAAUCCUUAUGAAAAAUGUAGUCUAAUUCCUAGUAGUCCAUGUGAACCAAAUCCUUGCGGAAAAUACGCUUAUUGUUUAGUAUCGAAUGAAGGUCAACCUACAUGCUAUUGUCCCGAUGGAAUGGGUGGAGAUCCAAUAACAGGUUGUAAUGGACCUGAAUGUUUAACUGAUAAAGAUUGUUCAUUGGACAAAUCUUGUUUGGGAUAUAAAUGUAAUGAUCCAUGCCCAGGAUCUUGUGGAGUUGGAGCAACUUGUCGUGUUGAACAACAUCAUCCUGUUUGUACAUGUAAACAUGGUUUAACAGGAAAUCCAUUAAUGAGAUGUUACCCUAUAAGUAAUGAUCCUAUGCCAUCAGGAAACCCAUGUCUUCCAAACCCAUGCGGUUUAAAUACUGAUUGUAAAAUACAAAAUCGAAAAGCAGUAUGCUCAUGUUUAUCGAAUUACAUAGGUGAUCCCAAAACUGCUUGUAAACCAGAGUGUAUAUUAAACACUGAUUGUAAAAGUCAUCAAGCUUGUAUUGACUAUCGAUGUCGAGAUCCUUGUGCUUUUGGUAAUUUAUGUGGUGUUGGUGCUGUAUGCCAAUGUAAAGACCAUACCCCAUUAUGUUUGUGUCGUGAUGGUUUUGUUGGAGACCCAUUCUUGCAAUGUGUUCCUAAACCCGCAGAUAUACCUUAUAAAAACAUGACACUUCCGUGCGCACCUUCACCAUGUGAUCCCUAUGCUUCAUGUAAUGUUUAUGGAGGUCAAGUAGCGAUGUGUGAUCCAUGCUCAUCACCUGAACACCAAUGGAAUCCACAAUGUCACCCACAAUGUUUAUACAACUCGGAUUGUCCAUUUAAUAUGGCGUGUAUUGGGCAAAAAUGUAUUGAUCCUUGCCCUGGUUCUUGUGGAAUUCAAGCUGAAUGUACUGUUGUACACCAUCAACCAAUAUGUACUUGUUCAUCUGAUCUUGUAGGAAAUCCAUACGAACACUGUACUAGACCAAAACAAAAUGAAGUAGCAAAACCGCUAACAUGUGAUCGGGUUCAAUGUGGUGCAAAUGCCAUGUGUAAAAAAUCAAACGGAAUUACUGUUUGUGUUUGCCGCCCACAAUAUUUUGGAAACCCAUAUUUAGCUUGCCACCCAGAGUGUGUUUUAAAUACAGAUUGUGCACAAACACUUGCAUGUGUGAACAACAAAUGUGUAAAUCCUUGUCUUGGCGUUUGUGGUGUAAAUGCUUUAUGUCAAGUGGUAAACCAUUUCCCAGUAUGUUAUUGCCAACAAGAUUACUCUGGAGAUCCAUUUGUCAGCUGCUAUCAAUCUAGACCAAUUUAUCCAAUAUUAAUGGGUCCUACUGAUAACCCUUGUGACCCUUCACCUUGCGGUCUAAACAGCCGUUGUCAUAUUUCUAAGCAAGGAUAUGCUACUUGCUCAUGCUUACCGGGUUAUCGUGGUACACCUCCUGUUUGUAAACCUGAAUGUGUUGUCAGUGCUGAAUGUCCACAAACUCAAGCUUGCUUAAAUCAAAAAUGUGUUGAUCCAUGUCCAGGAACAUGUGGUGUUGGAGCAAAUUGUUAUACUAUGUGUCAUAAUCCAAUAUGUAGUUGUCCAACAGGUCAUGUUGGUGAUCCGUUUGUAGGGUGCUAUUUGCCAUUAGGAGAAGAAAUACCUAAAAAUCCUAUUAAUCCUUGUGAACCAACUCCAUGUGGUCCAAAUUCAUUGUGCGAAGUUAAAAAAGGACAUCCUGUUUGCUCAUGCGCACCAAACUAUAUAAGUAGUCCUCCAUAUUGUCGUCCUGAAUGUAUUAUGCAUCAUGAAUGUCCGUAUAACAAGGCCUGCAUUCGAGAAAAGUGUCAAAAUCCGUGUACAAAAUUAUGUGGCCCGAAUGCUAAAUGUGAUGUUGUAAAUCAUACACCAUUUUGUACGUGUGAAUCUGGUUAUAUAGGUGAUGCAUUUAUUGGUUGUACUAAAAUACCACCUACUGUAUUACCAGAAGUUCCAAAAGAUCCAUGUUAUCCUUCUCCUUGUGGUGAAAAUACUCAAUGUUAUAAUGAAGGAAAUAAUGGAGUUAAGUGUGUUUGCAUUCCACCAUAUGUUGGAAAUCCCUACUCUGGAGGUUGUAGACCAGAAUGUGUUAUGAACAGUGAUUGUUUAUCAAACUUUGCAUGUAUGGCUAGUCAUUGUAGAGAUCCAUGUCCUGGAGUUUGUGGACUUAAUGCUCAAUGUACUGUAGUAUCUCAUGUACCUACAUGCUCGUGUCUUCCAGGAUACGUUGGUAAUCCGUUCAUUUCUUGUAGAAUUGAACCACUCAUACCACCAACUCCAGUGAACCCUUGUGAACCUUCACCAUGUGGACCAUAUAGUCAAUGUCAAAUACAAGGGUAUAAUAAUGCACCUGUUUGUUCAUGUCUCCAAGGUUAUACUGGAACUCCUCCUUCCUGUCGUCCUGAAUGUCUUAGUAGCGCUCAAUGUCCUCGCGAUAAAGCUUGCAUUUCUCAAAAAUGUGAUGAUCCUUGUCCAGGAAUGUGCGGGCUCCAUGCGCAAUGCAAUGUUGUUAAUCAUAAUCCAAUUUGUACUUGUCCACCAAAUUAUGUUGGUGAUCCUUUUGUACGAUGUAUUCAAGAAGAACCAAAAUCACCUUCAUAUGAUUAUCAUAACCCCUGUUUUCCUUCGCCAUGUGGAGCCAAUGCUGACUGUAAAGUUUACGAUAGUAGACCGGUUUGCUUUUGUUUGCCGGGGAUGUUUGGGGCUCCUCCAAAUUGUAGACCUGAGUGUUUAAUUCAUGCAGAUUGUCCAACUAGAUUGGCAUGCUUACAAAAUAAAUGCCGAGAUCCAUGUACAGGAUCUUGCGGUUUUAACGCAAAAUGCACUGUUGUAAAUCAUCAACCAAUUUGUUCUUGUGAAUUCGGUUACCAAGGCGACCCAUUCAAUGGAUGUAAUGCAUUGCCAGCAAUUGAAUAUAAACCUACAAAUCCUUGUUAUCCUUCUCCGUGUGGAGCAAAUGCAAUUUGCAAAGAAUCAAACGGUGCAGGUUCUUGUUCUUGUAUAUCAGAGUACCUUGGCGAUCCUUAUUUAGGAUGUCGACCAGAAUGUGUAAACAACCUCGAUUGUGCAUGGAAUAAAGCAUGUACCAACAAUAAAUGUGUUGAUCCUUGUAUUGGUGCUUGUGGUCUAAAUGCAGAGUGUAAAGUUAGCAAUCAUGCACCUACAUGCUAUUGUCUGCUUGGGUACACUGGAAAUGCUUUAUUUUCUUGUCAUCAAAUUAAGCUAGAUCCAACAUGCCAAGUAGAUUUGAUUAUUACAACGGACCCUUGCAUGAGAUUACCUUGUGGCCAGUUUAGUCAAUGUAAAGCAAUAAAUGGUCAUGCUGUAUGCUCCUGUUUAUCUGGAUACUUUGGAAGUCCUCCAAAUUGUCAUCCAGAAUGUAUAACAAGUUCUGAUUGCCCACAAGAUAAGUCAUGUAUUAAUCAAAUUUGUUCUGAUCCAUGUCCUGGUACAUGUGGUUAUAAUGCUCAAUGUCGAGUUGUUAACCAUAGCCCAAUAUGUAGUUGCUAUCCCGGUCACCAUGGUGAUCCAUUCGUACGCUGUGCUAUAAUUGAAAGCUCCGAACAAGAGAGAAAUCCACAAAAUCCAUGUGUCCCAUCACCAUGUGGUCCAAAUUCUGCAUGUCAUCCUAAAGAUUCAACUCCUAUUUGUUCAUGUUUGCCAAACUAUAUUGGUCGUCCUCCUUGCUGUAGACCAGAAUGCACAAUAAAUUCUGAAUGUUACGGUAACUUAGCUUGUGUAAAUGAACGCUGUAUUGAUCCUUGCCCUGGUUCUUGUGGUAUCAACGCAUAUUGUAAAGUCAUAUCUCAUAGACCCGUAUGUAAAUGUAUUGAUGGGUAUAUCGGUGAUCCGUUUAAUUCAUGCACGCCUAAACCAAUUACACCUCCGCAAGAUGAGCAACGAGAUCCGUGUAACCCAUCACCUUGUGGGGCAAAUGCUGUAUGUAAUGUGAGGCAAAAUGCCGGUUCUUGCUCGUGUAUUCCUGAAUAUACGGGUGAUCCUUACACGGGUUGUCGACCCGAAUGUGUACUUAAUAGUGAAUGUCCUAGAGACAAAGCUUGUGUAAACAAUAAAUGUCGUGACCCAUGCCCAGGAAUGUGUGGCUUAAAUGCAGAGUGCAGAGUAAUCAAUCAUGCUCCUACUUGUUCUUGUCUUCCAGCAUAUACUGGUAACCCAUUGUCUGCUUGUCAACUUCCAGUUGCUAGACCAGAACCACCUAAAAACCCUUGUAUACCUUCACCCUGUGGCCCAUAUAGUCAAUGCAGGGUAAUAAAUAAUAAUGGCGUUUGCUCUUGCCAAAAUAAUUAUAUUGGUACUCCUCCGGCUUGUCGACCUGAGUGUAUGGUCAGCUCUGAAUGUGUUCAAGACAAAGCAUGUGUAAAUCAAAAAUGUGUUGACCCUUGUUCAGGUACUUGUGGAUAUAACGCUAGAUGUCAAGUUGUUAAUCAUAACCCAAUAUGUAGCUGUCCUCCAAAAUUUACUGGUGACCCAUUUGUGAGAUGUUUAGAAGAAAAAGUUCAAUAUGAACCUCCAAUUCAAAUAAAUCCAUGUGUGCCAUCUCCUUGUGGUCCAAAUUCUAUUUGUCGGGAAAAUGAUCAAACUCCAGUAUGCUCUUGUCGCCAGAAUUACAUUGGUAGACCACCGAAUUGUAGGCCUGAAUGUACAAUAAAUUCAGAAUGUCCUGGUAAUCUUGCGUGCAUAAACGAGCGUUGUCGAGAUCCUUGCCCUGGGUCUUGUGGAAUUUAUGCAACAUGUAAUACUAUAAAACAUGUACCUAAUUGUAAUUGCCAGCCAGGAUAUACUGGUGAUCCUUUUGCUGGAUGUUCUUUACUUAUUCAACUUUUACCGGCUGAAGAACCAAAAAUGCCAUGUAAUCCAUCACCGUGUGGACCUAAUGCAAUUUGUAAAGAACGGAAUGGAGCAGGAUCAUGUUCUUGUAUACCAGAAUAUUUUGGUGAUCCUUAUACUGGUUGUAGGCCAGAAUGUGUUACAAAUUCUGAUUGUGAUAGAAAUAAAGCGUGUUUCAAUAACAAAUGUCGUGACCCAUGUGUAGGUGUUUGUGGUUUAAAUGCUGAAUGUAGGGUUAUAAAUCAUUCACCAUCAUGCUCUUGUCUAGUUGGUUAUACAGGAGAUCCAACUUUAUCUUGUUACAUACAACCUGAAUAUGACCCAGAACCUCCAUCAAACCCAUGUAUACCGUCACCAUGUGGACCUUAUAGCCAAUGUAAACCUAUUAAUAAUCAUGCUGUUUGUUCAUGUCAAUCAAAUUAUAUAGGAACACCUCCUUCAUGUCGUCCCGAAUGUAUGGUCAGUUCAGAAUGUUCACAAGAUAAAGCUUGUGUUAAACAAAAGUGUGUCAAUCCGUGUCCUGGUACAUGUGGUAACAAUGCUAGAUGUCAAGUUGUUAAUCAUAAUCCGAUAUGCAGUUGUCCUCCAGGAUUCAAUGGCGAUCCAUUCUUUGGAUGUCAAAAAGAAGAAUCACCACUUCUGGAUGAAACCAAAAAUCCAUGUGUACCAUCUCCUUGUGGUCCAAAUUCUAUUUGUCGGGAAAAUGGUCAAACACCUAUAUGUUCUUGUCGACAAAAUUAUAUUGGUAGACCACCGAAUUGUAGGCCUGAAUGUACAAUAAAUUCAGAAUGUCCUGGUAAUCUUGCCUGCAUGAAUGAACGUUGUCGGGAUCCUUGCCCUGGGUCUUGUGGAAUCUAUACGACUUGUGUUACGCUAUUUCAUAGUCCACAAUGUAGUUGUGAACCUGGAUAUACUGGAGAUCCAUUUGCUGGUUGCACUAUAGUACAACAAGUUCCUACUGAAGGACCAAAAAUGCCUUGCAAUCCAUCACCAUGUGGCGCUAAUGCAAUAUGUAAAGAACGCAAUGAAGCAGGAUCAUGUUCAUGUUUACCAGAAUAUUUUGGUGAUCCUUAUACUGGCUGUAGACCAGAAUGUGUAACUAAUUCCGAUUGUGAUAGAACUAAAGCUUGUGUAAAUAACAAGUGUAAAGAUCCUUGUCCUGGUACAUGUGGUAUAAAUGCAGAAUGCAGCGUAAUCAAUCAUGCUCCAUCAUGUAUAUGUUUACCUGGUCAUACUGGUAAUCCUAUUACAGCGUGUCAUAUUCCUCCAGCUAUUGAACUUGAACCACAAAAUCCAUGUGAACCCUCACCUUGCGGACCUUACAGUAUUUGUAGAACCGUUAAUAAUCAUGCAGUAUGCUCUUGCCAAACAAAUUAUAUUGGUACACCUCCAGGAUGUCGUCCAGAAUGCGUAGUUAGUUCUGAAUGUCCUCAAAAUAAAGCUUGUAUUAAUCAAAAAUGUUCUGAUCCUUGUGUUGGUAUAUGUGGUAAUGGAGCAAGGUGUCAAGUCAUAAAUCAUAACCCAAUAUGCAGUUGCCCAAGUGGAUUUACUGGAGAUCCGUUUAGUCAUUGCAGACAUGAACCACGUCCCACAUUACCUCCAGCUUAUGAUGAAGACCCAUGUAUUCCAUCACCGUGUGGACCAAAUUCAGUUUGUCGAGCAAUUGGUUCAACUCCCGCUUGCAGUUGUCUACCUAAUUAUAUUGGUCGACCUCCCAAUUGCCGUCCCGAAUGUUCAAUAAAUGAAGAAUGUCCUGGAAACCUUGCCUGUUUAAAAGAACGUUGUAAAGAUCCUUGUCCUGGAUCAUGUGGCGUACAUGCUAUUUGUGAAACGCGCAACCAUAGACCUCAAUGUACUUGUGAAACUGGUUAUAGUGGAGAUCCAUUUGCUGGAUGUUCAAUUGUUUCCCAAGUUUUCCCAACGGAGGGUCCAAAAGAUCCAUGUGUUCCAUCUCCAUGUGGAGCAAAUGCUAUUUGCAAAACUAAAAAUGGUGCAGGAUCUUGUGUUUGUGCGCCUGAAUAUUUUGGUGAUCCAUACACAGGCUGUAGGCCAGAAUGUGUUACGAAUUCUGAUUGUGAUCGCACAAAAGCUUGCUCAAAUAAUAAGUGCAAAGAUCCUUGUCCAGGAUCUUGUGGUUUAAAUGCUGUAUGUACAGUUCUCAAUCAUGCACCAUCUUGUACUUGUUUAAUAGGAUAUACUGGAAAUCCAUUAACUGAAUGUCAAAUUAUAGCCAUAACUGAAGCAACACCGAUAGAUCCAUGUGUCCCGUCCCCAUGUGGCCCCUACAGCGUAUGUAAAGAAUUAAAUGACAAUGCUAUUUGUUCAUGUCAAAGCGGUUACAUUGGUACUCCUCCAUCUUGUCGUCCAGAAUGUAUUGUUAGUUCUGAUUGCAGCCAAAACAAAGCAUGUUUUAAUCAAAAAUGUGCUGACCCCUGUAUUGGUACAUGUGGUUUAAAUACACGGUGUCAUGUUGUAAACCAUAACCCCAUUUGUAGCUGCUCGCCUGGAUUUACAGGCGAUCCUUUCGCUUCUUGUCAUAAAAUACAACCCACAACUACUCCUUCGCCUAGAGACCCUUGCUCUCCAUCACCUUGUGGACCUCACUCUCAAUGCAGGGUUGUAAGCAAUACAGCUGCAUGUUCUUGUUUGCAAAACUAUAUUGGUCGGCCGCCAAAUUGUAGACCUGAGUGUGUUAUAAGCGCGGAAUGCUCCAGUAAUUUGGCAUGUAUCAAUGAAAAGUGUUCAGAUCCAUGUCCAGGAUCUUGUGGGCAAUAUGCUCAUUGUAGAGUGGUUAAUCACAAUACUGUUUGUACAUGCUUACCAGGCUAUACUGGAGAUGCCAUUACAUAUUGUCAUCUCUUACCUACCUCAACUGAAAGAUCACCGGAGUCAGAUCCUUGUUAUCCAUCACCUUGUGGCGUAAACGCAGACUGUAUUAAUCGAAAUAGAGUUGCUGCGUGUUCAUGUUCUAAUGGCUAUCAAGGAGAUCCUUAUACUGGAUGUCGUAGAGAGUGCGAAAAUAACGAUGAUUGUAGUUUGACUUUAGCUUGUAUAGGUUAUAAGUGUUUAGAUCCCUGUCCUGGAACAUGUGGUUCAGAAGCUAUAUGUACAGUAGUUAAACAUAUACCUGUUUGCUCUUGUCCUCCUUCGUAUACAGGCGAUCCAUUUUAUUCAUGCCGACCAAUACCUAUCGUUCCUACACAACGAGAACCUAUGGAUCCUUGUCAUCCAACACCUUGUGGACCAAACAGCCAAUGUCGUAAUAUUAAUGGACAAGCUGUAUGUUCAUGCCUACCAAAUUAUAUGGAAAGUCCACCUAAUUGUCGACCAGAAUGUGUUGUUAGCUCUGAAUGUCCAUUGGAUAAAGCGUGUAUUAAUCAAAAGUGUUUAGAUCCAUGUCCUAAUACAUGCGGAAUUCAAGCAUUGUGUAAUGUAAGGAAUCAUAAUCCAAUAUGUGCAUGUCCUGCUGGAUACUCCGGGGAUCCAUUUUCUCAAUGUUACUUAAUACCUACUACACCAGAACCUCCGGUCACAGAACGCCCAGCUUCAUGUUACCCUUCACCAUGUGGGCCUCAUUCCCAAUGUCAAAUACAAAAUGAAGUUCCUGUUUGUUCAUGUUUACCAGAUUUUAUUGGAUCUCCACCACAUUGCAAUCCCGAAUGCGUUAUACCCUCAGAAUGUCCUAGUCAAUUAAGUUGUAUUAAUCAAAAAUGCAGAGAUCCUUGUAUAAAUUCAUGUGGAAUAAAUUCAAACUGCCAUGUACUAAAUCAUAUUCCUAUUUGUACAUGCAACGAAGGGUUCACAGGCGAUCCUUUCAGUUUUUGUUCGUCAAUUCCAAUUACUACAAUACGUCCAUUAGCUGAAGAUCCAUGUAAUCCAUCACCAUGCGGACCAAAUGCUAAUUGUAGAGAUGGUGUAUGCCAAUGUUUAUCAGAAUACAACGGCAAUCCAUAUGAAAACUGUCGACCAGAAUGUGUAAUUAAUACAGAGUGUACAAGAGAUAAAGCAUGUAUUAGAAACAAAUGUAGAGAUCCGUGUAUAGGUACAUGUGGUCAAGGAGCAACGUGUGAUGUAGUUAACCAUAUACCAGUGUGUUCAUGUCCUAUAAAAUAUACUGGAGAUCCAUUCAGUAUCUGUAGACCUAUAAUAGAAGAUACUCCAGUAGUUUCUGAUCCAUGCAAUCCUUCACCUUGUGGACCUAAUAGUAUUUGCCGAAAUACAAAUAAUCACGCAGUUUGUUCAUGCCUUCCAAAUUACAUGGGUGCACCUCCUUCAUGCCGCCCAGAAUGUGUAGUUAACUCUGAAUGUCCAACAGGGAAAUCCUGUGUUAAUACCAAGUGUAUUAAUCCAUGUAUUGGUGCUUGUGGAAACGGUGCUAGAUGUGAAGUAAUAAAUCAUAGUCCUAUUUGUAGUUGCAGAGAAGGACAAACAGGUGAUCCUUUCCGAAGUUGCUAUGCUAUACCAAAACCACCAAUUCAACCAGUUUUUGAUCCUCCGAGAGAUCCAUGUGUACCAACACCAUGUGGUCCAAAUUCAAAGUGUAUAAAAUCUGGUAAUAAUCCAUCUUGUUCGUGUUUGCCAAAUUAUGUAGGAUCUCCACCUAACUGUCGACCAGAAUGUGUAAUAAACCCAGAUUGCACGUCAAAUCUCGCCUGCAUUAAUAAUAAAUGUAGAGACCCUUGUCCAGGAUCUUGUGGAAGUGAUGCCAUUUGUCAAGUUGUCAAUCAUGCAGUUUCGUGUUUGUGUCCACCUGGAUAUACUGGAAAUCCAUUUACACAAUGUAUUAUACAACAAGAAGACUUAAAUCCUUGUCAACCAUCACCUUGUGGUCCAAAUGCUGAAUGCAAGGAACAAAAUGGAGCUGGUUCAUGUUCUUGUAUAAAAGAUUAUUUUGGAAAUCCAUAUGAAGGCUGUCGCCCUGAGUGUGUUCAUAGUUCAGAUUGUCCCACAGAUAAAGCAUGUAUUAGAAAUAAAUGUAUUGAUCCAUGUCCUGGAAUUUGUGGAAUAGAUGCGGUUUGCACAGUAAUCAGUCACAUACCAACUUGCAACUGUAUUUCUGGAUAUGUUGGAGAUCCAUUUACUUAUUGUCAACCACAGCCACCAACAACACAAGCAACUGUGUAUGAUCCAUGCAAUCCCAGUCCUUGUGGUCCUAAUAGUCAGUGUAAAGCAAUAAAUCAACAAGCUGUUUGUUCUUGUCAAAAAGAGUACCAAGGAACGCCACCUAAUUGUAGGCCUGAGUGUGUUGUUAACAAUGAAUGUCCAUCAAAUAGAGCUUGCUACAAGUACAAAUGCACUGAUCCAUGUCCGGGUACUUGUGGAAUAAAUUCACGUUGUGAAGUAAUAAAUCAUAAUCCUAUUUGUACUUGUGCCUCUGGAUUCAUUGGUGAUCCAUUUACAAGAUGUUAUAUACAAUCUGUAAAACCACUAGAUGCACCAAAACCAAUAAACCCUUGUGUGCCAUCUCCUUGUGGACCCAAUUCUGAAUGUAGACCAGUUGGAGAACAACCAUCUUGUUCAUGUCGAGUGAAUUUCAUUGGAACUCCACCUAAUUGUCGUCCGGAAUGCGCCGUUAAUACCGAUUGUCCUUCCACUUUAUCUUGUAUAUCUGAUAAAUGUAGAGAUCCAUGUAUUGGAUCUUGUGGUUUGAAUACAGAUUGUAGAGUACAGAAUCACAUCCCAACUUGUACAUGUAAAUCAGGAUAUACUGGUGAUCCAUUCAGUCAAUGUAUAUUAAUAGUUGAAAAACCAUAUCCAACUGCAGCUGUAGAUCCAUGUAAUCCAUCACCUUGUGGAUCUAACGCCUUAUGUAAUAAUGGAGUUUGUACAUGUUUACCUAAUUACUUUGGUAGUCCAUAUAUUGGCUGUCGGCCAGAAUGUACAAUGAAUUCAGAUUGUCCUAGAAAUAAUGCAUGUUUGAAUCAGAGAUGUCAAGAUCCAUGUCCAGGAACAUGUGGUCAAAAUGCACAAUGUGAUGUAAUAAAUCACAUACCUACAUGUAGUUGUCCACCUGGAACAAUGGGAGAUGCAUUUACUAUCUGUAGACCUAUUAAAGAAGAUGCAGAUAUACCUUUAAGAGAUCCUUGUAAUCCAUCACCUUGUGGGCCUAAUAGCGUAUGUCAUGUUGUUCAAGAUCACGCUGUAUGUUCAUGCCAAACUUCAAUGAUAGGAAGUCCACCUUUGUGCAGACCUGAAUGUGUAAAUAGUGCUGAAUGCCCUUUGACACAAGCGUGUUUAAUGAAUAAAUGUCGAGAUCCUUGUCCUGGAACUUGUGGGCACCUAGCUAAUUGCAGAGUGGUGAACCAUAGUCCAAUUUGUACGUGUCCACCAAAACAUAAUGGAGAUCCAUUUAGGGGUUGUUAUCCAAUACAAGAAAUAGAAGAAAUAUUCCCAAUUCGUCCAGUUAAUGUUUGUGCACCCUCACCUUGUGGGCCAAAUUCAGAUUGUAAGAAUCGAGGCGGACUCCCAUCAUGCUCUUGUUUAGCAAAUUACAUUGGUACACCUCCUACAUGUAGACCAGAAUGUACCAUUAAUCCAGAGUGUCCUAGUCACCAUGCUUGUAUAAAUCAAAAAUGUACCGAUCCUUGUCCUGGAUCAUGUGGCGUAAAUGCCGUAUGUUCUGUUAUUAACCAUACUCCUGUAUGUUCUUGUAAUAAUGGAUACUCAGGAGAUCCAUUUUCAUUAUGUCAACCUGUUCCAGUAAACCCCAUUUACCAAGAACCAAUAAAUCCAUGUGUACCUUCUCCGUGUGGUAUAAACGCUAUUUGUCAAGAAUAUAAUGGUGCUGGUUCAUGUAACUGUUUACCAGAUUAUUUUGGUGAUCCAUAUAUUGGAUGUAAACCGGAAUGUGUGAUUAGCUCUGAUUGCACACCACAAAAAGCAUGUGUAAAAAAUAAAUGUAAAAAUCCAUGUGCUGGAACUUGCGGGCAAAAUGCUGAUUGCUAUGUGUUAAAUCAUUUACCGUCAUGUGUAUGUAUAACUGGAUAUACUGGAGAUCCAUACAAGUAUUGUGUUUCAAUGCCUCCAUCAUACCUAGAUGAUGUUAACCCAUGUGAACCAUCUCCUUGUGGAUCUAAUAGUCAAUGUAAACAAUUGAAUAAUCAAGCCAUUUGUUCAUGCAAACCAUCAUAUAUAGGAAAUCCACCUAAUUGUCGACCUGAAUGUGUGGUAAAUUCUGAGUGCAGAAAAGAACAGUCAUGUAAAAAUUUGAAAUGUAUUGAUCCUUGUACUAAUACUUGUGGAGCCAAUGCAAAUUGCAAAGUAAUUAAUCAUAGUCCUAUUUGUUCAUGUAAACCAGGAUUUACAGGGGAUCCAUUUUUGAGUUGUUAUGAAAUACAAUAUGUACCCACACUACCAGUUGAAAAUGAACCAAUUAAUCCAUGUGCACAUUCUCCUUGCGGUCUUUACUCUCAAUGUAAAGAUACAAAUGGUUAUCCUUCCUGUUCAUGUCAAGAAAACUUUAUAGGUAGUCCACCCAAUUGUAAACCAGAAUGUACAGUUAACGAAGAAUGUUCUAAAGAUAAGUCUUGUAUGAGACAAAAGUGUCAAGAUCCAUGUCCUGGAUCUUGCGGAGUUGGAGCAUUUUGUAAUGUAAUUAAUCAUACUCCUAACUGCUAUUGUCCAAGUGGAUUUACGGGGGAUCCAUUUAGUUUUUGUAUACCGAUACAACAAGAUGUUACAGGAUCUCCUAUAACAGAUCUGUGUAAUCCGUCACCAUGUGGAUCAAAUGCUAUUUGCAAUAGUGGUAUAUGUACAUGUUUACCUGAUUAUCAAGGUGAUCCAUACUAUGGCUGCCGUCCAGAAUGUAUAUUAAAUAUUGACUGCCCAAUACAAUUGACUUGCAUUAAGAAUAAAUGUAAAGACCCAUGUCAAGGUACAUGUGGAUUAAAUGCAGUUUGUAAUGUAUAUAAUCAUAUCCCUAUGUGUACUUGUCCUCAAGGAAUGGAUGGCAAUGCAUUUAUUCAUUGUCAACCUAUAAUACAUGCUCCUAUUGAAAUUACAAAUCUUUGUAACCAAACACCAUGUGGCCCAAAUAGCCAAUGUAGACAAAUUAAUGGAGUUGCUGUAUGUUCUUGUAUAUCUGGAUAUAUAGGAUCUCCCCCAUUAUGCAGGCCAGAAUGUAUAAUAAAUUCAGAUUGCAAUCUCAAUGAAGCAUGUUCUAACCAAAAAUGUAGAAAUCCAUGUCCCAGUAUUUGUGGUAUUGGGGCAAACUGUCAAGUUGUAAACCACAAACCAAUAUGCAGUUGUCCACCUGGUCAAAUAGGUGAACCCUUCACUAGAUGUUAUAAUAAACCACUUGACACACCUCAAAUUGUUGGAAAUCCUUGUAUUCCAUCACCUUGUGGGCCAAACUCUCAAUGUAACGUUCAAGAUGAAUCACCCUCAUGUUCUUGUUUACCAAAUUUUAUGGGAUCACCGCCUAAUUGUAAACAUGAGUGUAUAAGUAACAGCGAAUGCUCAUACAACUUAGCUUGUAUGAAUAAUAAAUGUAAAGAUCCAUGUCCGGGAUCAUGUGCUCUAAAUGCAUAUUGCCAUGUCGUAAGCCAUUCGCCAAUAUGUAAAUGUCCAAAUGGAUAUACAGGCGAUCCAUUUUCACAAUGUGUUUUUCAAGAAGCUAAUGAAAUUCCUCAAGAAGAUUUGCAUCCUUGUCAACCGUCACCUUGUGGAACAAAUGCCAUAUGUAAAGAACAAAGUGGUGCUGGUGCAUGUACAUGUCUACCUGAUUACUUUGGAAAUCCAUAUGAAGGAUGCAGACCUGAAUGUAUUUUAAAUACUGAUUGUCAAUCUAGUCUUGCGUGUAUAAAUAAUAAAUGUAGAGAUCCGUGUCCAGGAACAUGUGGACAAAAUACACUAUGUCAAGUAAUAAGUCAUUUACCCAUGUGUUCUUGUGCAAAUGGAUAUACUGGAGACCCAUUCAACUAUUGCCAUCUAAUCCCUCCUCAGGAUAUCGAUGCUGUGUAUUUAAAUCCAUGUGAGCCAUCACCAUGUGGACCAAAUACUCAAUGUCGUGAAGUUAAUCAACAAGCAGUUUGUUCUUGUCUUCCUUCAUUUGUUGGAAGUCCUCCAGGAUGUCGACCAGAAUGCGUUACAAACUCAGAAUGCUCAACAAAUUUAGCAUGUAUUAAACAAAAGUGCGAAAAUCCAUGUCCUGAACCUUGUGGUCAAAAUACGAAUUGCAAAGUUGUAAAUCAUAACCCAAUCUGCUCUUGUAUAAAUGGUUUUAUUGGAGAUCCAUUUGUUCGAUGCUAUGCAAUGCCUUUGCCAUUACCACCACAUAAUGAACCAACCGAGAUCAAUCCUUGUAUCCCGUCUCCUUGCGGCCCUUAUUCUCAAUGUAGACAACAAAAUGGAUUACCGUCAUGUUCUUGUUUAUCUGAAUACAUUGGAAGCCCACCAAACUGUCGUCCUGAAUGUACAAUAAAUGCUGAAUGUCCACAAAAUGAAGCAUGCAUAAGACAAAAAUGCCAAGACCCUUGUCUGGGAUCAUGUGGAAUAAAUGCAAUAUGCAAUGUUAUUAACCAUACUCCAAUAUGUGUAUGUUUUGAUAAUUAUGAAGGGAAUCCUUUCGAUGGUUGUUCUAUAAAGUCAACACAAGUAACACAGUCUGAAUAUUCGGAUCCUUGUAAUCCAUCACCUUGUGGAUCAAAUGCUGAAUGUUAUAACGGCAUUUGUACAUGUAAAUAUGAAUUUUAUGGUGAUCCAUAUACAGGAUGCAGACCUGAAUGUGUAUUAAACAACGAUUGUGAUAGAGAUAAAGCAUGCAUGCAAAAUAAAUGUAAAAAUCCAUGUCCAGGAGCUUGUGCUACAAAUGCAAUUUGCGAAGUUUACAAUCACAUACCAAUGUGUAGAUGUCCUAAUGGCGUAAGUGGUAAUGCGCACAUUAACUGUGUAGUUCAGCAAGAUACAAUUGAAACAACUAAUCCAUGCUAUCCAACGCCAUGUGGUCCUAAUAGUGUAUGUAAAAAUAUAAAUGGACAUGCAGUAUGCUCAUGUGUAACUGGAUACCUAGGUGUUCCACCAUCUUGUCAUCCAGAAUGUACAGUUAAUACAGAUUGUAACUUAAAUGAAGCUUGUAGUAAUCAAAAAUGUCAAGAUCCUUGUAAAGGUGUCUGUGGGAUUAAUGCUAUGUGUCGUGUUUAUAAUCAUAAGCCAAUUUGUAGUUGCUCUAAUAGUAUGACGGGAAAUCCAUUUGUCGCAUGUCGACCAAUUCCUUUGGGCGAACCACUACCACUGGAAAAUCCAUGUGUACCAUCACCUUGUGGUCCUAACUCUAUUUGUCAAGUUAAAGGGCAAAUACCAUCUUGUUCAUGUUUGCCAAACUUUGUUGGAUCACCCCCUCAAUGUAGGCCUGAAUGUAUUAUAAAUGGAGAAUGUCAACAAAAUUUAGCAUGUAAAAAUAUGAAAUGUGUUGAUCCAUGCCCUGGUAUAUGUGGCCUAAAUGCGCGAUGCAAUGUUAUUAGCCAUAGUCCUCGUUGCAUAUGCUAUUCGGGUUACGUCGGAGACCCUUACACGCAAUGCACUAUGCAGCAUGUGCAACAAAUAGAAGAAAUUUUAGACCCUUGUAAUCCAUCACCUUGUGGUACUAAUGCUAUAUGUAAAGAACAAAAUGGAGCUGGAUCAUGUACAUGUUUAGCUGAAUAUAUUGGGAAUCCCUAUGAAUUGUGCAGACCAGAAUGCACAACAAACACGGACUGUUCACCUAGUAAAGCUUGCAUUAAUAAUAAAUGUUUGGAUCCUUGUCCAGGAACAUGUGCUCCAAAUGCUAUUUGUCAUGUAAUUAAUCAUUCACCUACUUGUACAUGUAAUUAUGGAUAUACUGGAAAUCCAUUUAAUUAUUGCAAUAUAAUUACAAAACCAGUUGUAGAAGCCGAUACAAUUAAUCCUUGUACACCAUCUCCUUGUGGCCCUUAUAGUGACUGUCGAGAAUUAAAUAAUAAACCUAUAUGUUUCUGUCUUCCGAAUUAUAAUGGAAGUCCACCCAACUGUCGUCCUGAAUGUCUUAUAAGUCAAGAUUGUUCAUACAAUCUGGCUUGUAAAAAUCAACACUGCGUCGAUCCAUGCCCAGGACAAUGUGGACAAAAUGCCAAUUGCAAAUCAAUUAUGCACCGUCCAAUAUGUACAUGUCGUCAGGGAUAUACUGGAGACCCAUUCUCUCGAUGCUCUUUAAUUCCUCAAUUAAUACCAAAGCCCGAAAAUGAUAUAGUACCUAUGAACCCCUGUGUUCCCUCUCCUUGUGGACCAUAUGCAGAAUGUAGAAAUAAUGGUGAUUAUCCUUCAUGUAGCUGUUUACCACAAUAUUCUGGAAAUCCGCCAUAUUGUAGACCAGAAUGCACAAUUGAUUCAGAAUGUAUUAGCAAUUUUGCUUGUAUAAAACAAAAAUGUCGAGAUCCAUGUCCAGGUUUAUGUGCUAUGGGUGCAAAUUGUCAUGUUUUUGAUCAUGUACCAAUCUGUCAAUGUCCCGAAGGAUAUACUGGUGAUCCAUUUACAAGUUGUUACUUAAAACCUCAACUACCAGUUAUUCCUGAUUUACAAUCAGAUCUUUGCAAUCCUUCACCAUGUGGAUUAAAUGCAGUAUGUGAUAAUGGUAUUUGUUCUUGUUCGUUUGGAUAUCACGGUGAUCCGUAUAGUGGAUGUAGGCCAGAAUGUGUUUUAAAUGAUGAUUGCUCUCGAAAUAAAGCUUGUAUUAAAAACAAAUGUUUGGACCCUUGUCCAGGAACUUGUGGCAUUAAUGCUAUUUGUGAAGUGUACAAUCACAUACCUAUGUGUCGAUGCCCUCAAGGAAUGGCAGGUGAUGCAUUUACUCAAUGUCAACUUGUAUUUCAAGAACAAAUAGAAACACAGCCUUGCGUGCCAUCUCCUUGUGGUCCAAAUAGUCAAUGUAGGGAUGUGAAUAAUCAUGCAGUGUGUUCAUGCAUAGAUGGAUAUGUUGGUAAUCCACCAUCGUGUCGACCAGAGUGUGUCAUAAAUUCUGAUUGUUACUUAAUUGAAUCUUGUUCAAAUCAAAAAUGUAUUAAUCCAUGCAUAGGAACAUGUGGCAUUGGCGCUAAAUGUCAAGUAAUAAAUCAUAGACCAAUAUGUAGUUGUCCACCAUCAAUGACAGGAGAUCCAUUUAGUCGAUGCCAAAUUAUUUUUUCAUUACCUGAACCAAUUGGUAAUCCGUGCGUUCCAUCACCAUGUGGGCCUAAUUCACAAUGUAAAGUAACUCAAAAUACUCCAUCAUGUACAUGUUUGUCAGAAUUUAUUGGCUCGCCUCCAAAUUGUAAACCGGAAUGUAUAUCCAAUAGUGAAUGCCCAUACAACAAAGCUUGUGUCAAUAUGAAAUGUAAAGAUCCAUGUCCUGGAUCAUGUGGCCAAAAUGCAGUUUGUCAAGUUGUCAGUCAUACAUUGAGAUGUUUGUGUUUACCUGGAUACAUCGGUGAUCCAUUUAUUCUUUGCAGCGUCCAACAAGAUGAACCUAUAGCAGUCAUACAUGUUUCACCGUGUGAUCCAUCUCCAUGUGGUUUAAAUGCUAUAUGUCAAGAGCAAAAUGGCGCAGGAUCUUGCAGCUGUUUGCCAGGCUAUUUAGGAAAUCCAUAUGAUGGAUGUCGAUAUGAGUGUACUCUUAAUACAGAUUGUAUAUCAAACAAAGCUUGUAUUAGAAAUAAAUGUCAAAACCCAUGCCCAGGAUCAUGUGGACAAAAUGCAGACUGCUUGGUUGUUAAUCAUCUUCCAAUGUGUACUUGUUAUAAUGGCUACACAGGAGAUCCUUUUAAAUAUUGUUCAAUAAUACCACCUCAAAUACAAUCAGAACCUGUUAAUCCUUGUAACCCAUCACCAUGUGGUCCAAACAGCCAAUGUAAACAAGUUAAUGGCCAAGCAGUAUGUUCGUGUCUUCCCUCAUAUCAAGGAAGUCCUCCUGGUUGUAGACCAGAAUGUGUCAUAAGUUCUGAAUGUAAUGAAAGUUUUAUAUGUGUUAAUCAAAAAUGCACUAAUCCAUGUCCAGGUCCUUGUGGUUUGAAUACCAAUUGCAAACCCGUAAAACAUAGUGCUAUUUGUACUUGUAAACCAGGAUAUGAAGGAGAUCCAUUUUCUCGUUGUUAUCCUAAACCUCCACCGCCUUUACCACCACAGCAAGAUGUUAUGUAUGUAAAUCCAUGUAUCCCUUCACCUUGUGGGCAAUAUUCAGAAUGUAGAGAUAAUGGUGGUGUUCCAUCAUGUUCAUGUUUACCACAAUACUUUGGAAACCCUCCAAAUUGUAGACCAGAGUGUAUAAUAAAUAACGAUUGCCAAAAUAAUUUAGCAUGCAUACGUGAAAAAUGUCAAGAUCCAUGUCCUGGAUCUUGUGGAAUAAAUGCUUAUUGCAACGUUAUCAACCAUACGCCAAAUUGUAUAUGCCCUGAAGGAUAUAUGGGAAAUCCGUUUACAAUAUGCACAAUUAGACCCAUUCAAAAUGUUCCAGAAUCUGUUGAUCCUUGUCAGUCAUCACCAUGUGGUCCAAAUGCAGUUUGUAACAAUGGAAUAUGUACUUGUAUUAAAGAAUACUAUGGAGAUCCAUAUUCUGGCUGCAAACCAGAAUGUGUAAUUAACAAUGACUGUGACAAAACUAAAGCUUGCAUAAAAAAUAAAUGCAAGGAUCCAUGUCCAGGAACUUGUGGUAUAAAUGCCAUUUGUGAAGUUUACAAUCAUAUACCGAUGUGUCGUUGUCUUGAAAAUAUGGAAGGAAAUGCAUUUACAAUUUGUUCUCAAAUACAAGAUGUCACUGAAGAAAUUUAUCCAUGCAAUCCAUCUCCAUGUGGUCCUAAUAGUCUUUGCCGAGAGAUUAAUGGACAGGCAGUUUGUACUUGUAUAAAUGGUUACCAAGGUGUACCGCCAUCUUGUCAUCCUGAAUGUAUCAUAAAUUCUGAUUGCCAUUUAAAUAAGGCAUGUUCCAAUCAAAAAUGCUUUGACCCGUGUACCGGAGUAUGUGGUGUAGGAGCUAAAUGCCAAGUAAUUAAUCAUAGUCCAAUAUGUAGUUGUAUACCAGGCUUAACAGGAAAUCCUUUUGUGAGAUGUUAUCCCAUACCGGUUUCUAUACCGCAAUUAGAAAGUAAUUUGUGUAUACCUUCACCAUGCGGUCCAUACUCACAAUGCAAACAUAAUAAUAAUUCUCCAACUUGCACAUGCCUGCAAGAAUAUAUUGGAACACCGCCUAAUUGUAAACCUGAAUGUUUAACUAAUAGUGAAUGUCCGAUAAAUUUGUCAUGUAUUAGUAUGAAAUGCAAAAAUCCAUGUAUUGGAGCAUGUGCUCAGAAUGCCGAGUGCCGAAUAGUGAGUCACACCGCCCAUUGCAUAUGUCCGAAUGGAUAUGUUGGUGAUCCAUUCUCAAUAUGCUCACCACAACAAGAUAACCCUGUAUUCGAAGAAUAUAUUAACCCAUGUGUACCAUCACCAUGUGGCAUUAAUGCAGUUUGUAAAGAAAAUAAUGGUGCAGGGUCUUGUUCGUGUUUACCAGAAUACUUCGGAAACCCAUAUGAAAGUUGCAGACCAGAGUGCACAAUCAACUCUGAUUGUAUAUCUAGCAAAGCUUGUAUGAUGAACAAAUGUAAGGAUCCAUGUCCUGGAACCUGUGGCCAAAACUCUGAUUGUCAAGUAGUUAAUCACAUACCUAUGUGUACUUGUUUCAACGGAUAUACGGGAGAUCCGUUCCGACAUUGUCAUAUUAUUCCACCUCAGCAAACUGAAAUACAGCCUAUGUAUCCAUGUACUCCGACACCAUGUGGGCCAAAUAGUCAAUGCCGUGAAAUAAAUCAGCAAGCUGUAUGUUCAUGUUUACCAAAUUAUGUGGGCACUCCACCCGGUUGUAGACCAGAAUGUUUAACAAAUUCUGAGUGUACUUUUGAACUCGCUUGUAUAAAUCAUCAGUGUGUAAAUCCAUGCAUCGAUAGAUGUGGUCAAAACGCAAAUUGCAAAGUGAUUAAUCAUAAUCCAAUAUGUACAUGUGGAUCUGGUUUUGUUGGAGAUCCAUUUUCAAUAUGUUAUCAAACACCAGCACCAGUCCAACCACAAUAUGAUCCUGUUUACACCAAUCCAUGUAUUCCAUCUCCUUGUGGUCCAUAUUCUGAAUGCAAAGAUCGUGGUGGUUCUCCUUCGUGUUCAUGUUUAUCAACGUAUAUCGGUAGUCCACCUAAUUGUAGACCUGAAUGCGUAAUUAAUACGGAAUGCCCUAGCAACGAAGCUUGCAUUCGAGAAAAAUGUGUUGAUCCUUGUCCAGGCUCAUGUGGAUGGGGAGCUCAUUGUAAUGUUAUUAACCAUAUUCCUAUGUGUGUCUGUCCUGUUGGGUAUGAUGGAAAUCCAUUUAUUAAGUGUGAUAUGAAACCAUCUCAACAAGACGUUCCAGUAUAUACUGAUCUAUGCAACCCCAAUCCAUGUGGACCAAAUUCAAUCUGUAAUAAUGGUCAAUGUUCUUGUAUAAAUGAGUUCAUUGGUGAUCCCUAUACCGAGUGUAGACCUGAAUGUAUUUUAAAUAACGAUUGUCAGAGAGAUAAAGCAUGUAUGAAUAAUAAAUGCAAAGAUCCUUGUCCUGGAACAUGUGGUAUAAGUGCUGUAUGCAAUGUUUAUAACCAUAUACCAAUGUGUAGUUGUCCGAAAGGAAUGGUGGGAAAUGCAUUUAUAAUGUGUACAGUACAACAAAAUGAACCAGAAACUUAUGAACCUUGUAAUCCGUCGCCAUGUGGUCCAUAUAGUCAGUGUAAUAGUGCUAAAGGACAAGCAAUUUGUUCCUGCGUAUCAGGCUAUACAGGCAUUCCUCCUAUGUGUAGACCUGAGUGUAUUACAAAUUCUGAUUGUAGACUGCAUCAAGCAUGUUCCAACCAAAAAUGUGUAGAUCCAUGUCCUGGAACUUGUGGUAUUAAUGCCAAUUGUAAAACUAUAAAUCACAACCCUAUGUGUAGCUGUUUACCUGGAUAUACUGGAAAUGCAUUUAUAAAUUGUUACCAAAUUCCUGCUGACGUUCAAAUACCACUUAGUAAUCCUUGCAUACCAUCGCCAUGUGGCCAAUACUCACAAUGUCAAGUGAAUAACAAUUCACCAUCAUGUUCAUGCCUUCCAGAAUAUAUUGGAAGUCCUCCUAAUUGUAGACCUGAAUGUGUUACAAAUAGUGACUGUACGUAUACAUUAGCUUGUAUAAAUAUGAAAUGUCGUGACCCAUGUUUGGGAACAUGUGGAUUUAAUGCUAUUUGCCAAACAAUAAGUCAUUCUCCUAUAUGCCGUUGUCAAGAAGGCUAUACUGGAAAUCCAUUUGUACAAUGUAUUUUAAAACAAGAAACACAUGUGCUUCAAGAAUAUAUUAACCCAUGUGUACCAUCACCAUGUGGCAUUAAUGCAGUUUGUAAAGAAAAUAAUGGUGCAGGGUCUUGUUCGUGUUUACCAGAAUACUUCGGAAACCCAUAUGAAAGUUGCAGACCAGAGUGCACAAUCAACUCUGAUUGUAUAUCUAGCAAAGCUUGUAUGAUGAACAAAUGUAAGGAUCCAUGUCCUGGAACCUGUGGCCAAAACUCUGAUUGUCAAGUAGUUAAUCACAUACCUAUGUGUACUUGUUUCAACGGAUAUACGGGAGAUCCGUUCCGACAUUGUCAUAUUAUUCCACCUCAGCAAACUGAAAUACAGCCUAUGUAUCCAUGUACUCCGACACCAUGUGGACCAAAUAGUCAAUGCCGUGAAAUAAAUCAGCAAGCUGUAUGUUCAUGUUUACCAAAUUAUGUGGGUACUCCACCGGGUUGUAGACCAGAAUGUUUAACAAACUCUGAGUGUCAAUACCAUCUAGCUUGUAUAAACCAAAAAUGUUCUGAUCCAUGCCCUGGCGUAUGUGGUGAACAUGCUAAUUGCAAAGUUAUCAAUCAUAGUCCAAUUUGUACGUGUCAUAAUAAAUAUACUGGUGACCCAUUUUCAUAUUGUUACCUAAUACCAAUUCCUCAAGCUAUUUCUGAGGAAGUUACUAAUCCAUGCAUACCUUCCCCUUGUGGACCUUUUUCACAAUGCAUCAACAAUGGAGGAAUACCAUCAUGCAGUUGUCUUACUCAAUAUAUUGGUAAUCCUCCAAAUUGUAGACCUGAAUGUGUCGUUAACUCUGAGUGUUCAUUAAAUGAAGCUUGUAUAUCUGAGCACUGUAGAGAUCCUUGCCCAGGAUCUUGCGGCUUUAAUGCUCAAUGUAAUGUAAUUAUGCACACACCAAUGUGUACAUGUCCAUUUGAAAUGACUGGUGAUCCAUUUACAAGUUGUUAUCCAAAACCUCAAGAACAAAUACCUGUAGAAAAUGAUGAUCCUUGUAAUCCAUCACCUUGUGGUCCUAAUGCAGAAUGUAACAAUGGUAUUUGUAAUUGUUUAAAGGAAUUCCAAGGAGACCCUUAUGUCGGAUGCAGACCAGAAUGUGUAUUAAACAACGAUUGUUCAUUUGAUAAAGCUUGUAUACAGCGAAAAUGUAAGGAUCCAUGUCCAGGAGUAUGUGGUCAAAAUUCUGUAUGUAAUGUUUACAAUCAUAUUCCUAUAUGCAAAUGUCCUGAAAAUAUGUCUGGAAAUGCAUUUGUAGUAUGCAAACCAGUCGAAGACCAAUCACUAUAUACCAACGUAUGUGUUCCAUCUCCAUGUGGACCUUAUAGCCAAUGCAAGGAAAUAAAUGGUCAUGCUAUAUGUUCAUGUGUGCCUCCUUAUAUGGGAACUCCGCCUGCUUGUAGACCUGAAUGUAUGACAAAUUCAGAUUGCGCUCAAAAUGAAGCUUGUAAUAAUCAGAAAUGUAUAGAUCCGUGCCCUGGUAUGUGUGGAGUUGGAGCUACAUGCCAUGUUAUUAAUCACAGUCCUAUGUGUAACUGUCAACCUGGACUAACUGGUGAUGCAUUAAGUCAUUGCUAUCCCAUAUUGGCUGCUCCUGUAGAAGAAAUCACAGAAAAUCCAUGUAACCCUUCACCAUGUGGCUAUAAUGCUCAGUGUCAAGAUAUUGGAGGACAACCAUCAUGCUCCUGUUUGUCACAAUAUAUAGGCUUACCUCCGAAUUGUAGACCUGAGUGUUCGACAAAUAGUGAUUGUUCUUACAAUUUGGCUUGUAUGAAUCUGAAAUGUCAAGACCCAUGUCCUGGAUCUUGUGGAUUAAAUGCAGAGUGUAGAGUAAUAAGUCACGCUCCAAGAUGUUCCUGUUUACCAGGUUUUACAGGAAAUCCUAUUAUACAAUGUUAUGUUCAAGAAAUACAACAAACGCCACCCGAAACGCCACUUUCGCCUUGUUUACCUUCACCAUGUGGAUCAAAUGCUCUAUGUAAAGAACAAAACAAUGCUGGCGCAUGUCAAUGUUUACCGGAAUAUUUUGGUGAUCCAUAUGUUGGAUGUUCACCAGAAUGCGUGGUCAACUCUGAUUGUCCACAAAAUGAGGUAUGCAGAAGUAAUAAAUGUGAAAAUCCAUGUCCAGGAACAUGUGGUUAUAAUGCUGAAUGUCAUACAAUUAAUCAUGUUCCAAUGUGUUCUUGUUACAUUGGUUAUACCGGGGAUCCAUUUAAAUAUUGCUCUAUUAUACCUCAAGAUACUCCACCAAUACCAACUAACCCAUGCAAUCCUUCGCCGUGUGGACCUAAUAGUCAAUGUAGAGAAAUUAACGAACAAGCUGUAUGUUCCUGUAUUCCGGAUUAUGUUGGCAAUCCACCCAACUGUCGACCAGAGUGUGUCAUAAGUACAGAAUGUUCACAUGAUAAAGCAUGUAUUAAACAACAUUGUGUGGACCCAUGUCCUGGAAUGUGUGGUAGUAAUGCUAAAUGUCAAGUUAUUAAUCAUAGACCUAUUUGUAUGUGUAACAUAGAUUAUACUGGAAAUCCAUUCACGCAAUGUUAUCAAAUAUCAAAACCACCGCUUCAACAAAAUGAAAUUGUAUUUACUAAUCCAUGCCAGCCAAAUCCUUGUGGGCCUUAUUCUGUUUGCCGAGAUAACAACGGUUAUCCUUCAUGUACAUGUUUACCACAGUACACAGGAAAUCCUCCAAAUUGCAGACCAGAAUGUUUGCUGUCAGCGGAAUGUCCUAGUAAUAAAGCUUGUAUAAAUGAAAAAUGCAGAGAUCCUUGUCCUGGAUCUUGUGGUUCCGAAGCAUUAUGUUCGGUAUUAAAUCAUACUCCAAACUGCUAUUGCCCUGAUGGUUUUGUAGGUGAUCCAUUCAGUUAUUGUUCGCCUAAACCACAAGAUGAAACUAUUGAACCGAUUCGAGAUCCAUGCAAUCCAUCACCAUGUGGUCCCAAUGCAUUGUGUAAUAAUGGAUUGUGUACAUGUCGUCCCGAAUACGUAGGAGAUCCAAAUACUGGUUGUAGACCAGAAUGUGUAAUCAAUGAUGAAUGCCCAAGAAAUAAAUCUUGUAUUAAAUAUAAAUGCAGUGAUCCAUGCCCCAUGUGCGGAGAAUAUGCAAUUUGUGAAGUAUAUAAUCACGUACCAAUGUGUAGGUGCCCAGAGGGUAUGAAUGGAAAUGCAUUAGUAGAAUGUCGUCCUUAUGAAACAGCGGUAAUUGAAUAUCAUCCUUGCACACCAUCACCUUGUGGCCUAAAUAGCAAUUGUUAUGAAACAAAUCAACAAGCAAUUUGCAGUUGCAUUCCUGGUUUUAUCGGUAGUCCACCGUUAUGCCAUCCAGAAUGUAUUGUUAAUUCUGAUUGUAUUCCAAGCAAAUCUUGCAGUAAUCAGAAGUGUCGUGAUCCAUGUCCUGGUGUAUGUGGAAUUGGUGCAAGGUGUCAUGUUGUUAAUCACAAUCCACAUUGCAGUUGUCUUCCAGGUUUAACUGGAAACGCUUUUACUCGAUGCUCUGAAAUACCAAUAAUUGAACAUGAAUCCAUCAACUCUUGUAUACCAUCACCUUGUGGUCCAUAUUCCCAAUGCAAAGUUCAAGGAUCAUCUCCAUCGUGUUCAUGUUUACCUGAAUAUACCGGUUCUCCGCCUAAUUGUAGACCAGAAUGCAUAAGCAAUAGUGAAUGUCCUUAUAAUUUGGCUUGUAUUAAUAUGAAAUGUAAAGAUCCUUGUCCUGGAAUAUGUGGACAAAAUGCUAUAUGUCGUGUUAUAAGUCAUUCGCCGAUGUGCUAUUGCAUUCAUGGUUACACAGGGAAUCCUAUGGCACAAUGCUAUGUCCAACAAGAUAUACCAGUUAGGGAAGAAAAUAUUCAUCCAUGUAUACCAUCACCUUGUGGUGCAAACGCAAUAUGUCAUGAACAAAAUAAUGCCGGCUCCUGCAGCUGUUAUCCAGGAUAUUUUGGCAAUCCUUAUGAUGGAUGUAGACCUGAAUGUAUAAUCAAUACAGAUUGUGAUACAACAAAAGCUUGUAUUCAAAAUAAAUGCGCAAAUCCUUGUCCUGGAACUUGUGGUCUUAAUGCAGAAUGUAAUGUUGUGUACCAUGCAGCUACUUGUACGUGUAAUCCUGGUUACACAGGAAAUCCAUAUCAGUCGUGUAACUUUAUUCCAACUCAAAUUCUUCAAGCAGAACCAGUUUACCCUUGCAUGCCAUCACCAUGUGGUCCGAAUAGCCAGUGUAAAGUAUUAAAUAACCAGCCUGUUUGCUCAUGUUUGCCAACAUUCAUUGGAAAUCCACCUAGUUGCCGACCGGAGUGCACAAUAAGUUCCGAAUGUUCAUCGAAUUUAGCAUGUGUAAAUCAUAAAUGUAUUGAUCCUUGUCCUGGAGUGUGUGGUAAAAACGCAUAUUGCAAAGUAUUAAAUCAUAGUCCAUUAUGUUCUUGUAACUCUGGAUUUACUGGAAAUGCUUUUACAUAUUGCUAUAAAAUACAAAGCGAUCCAGUUCCAACACAACCACUAAAAAAUCCAUGUAUUCCUUCACCUUGUGGCCCUUAUUCUCAGUGUCAAGACAAUGGGGGUGCUCCAUCUUGUUCAUGCCUACCAACAUACUUUGGUUCACCGCCAAAUUGCAAACCUGAGUGUACAAUUAAUGCUGAAUGUCCUAGCAAUAAAGCAUGUAUUAAAGAAAAAUGUUUAGAUCCUUGUCCCGGUGUAUGUGGAUUAUAUGCUUUAUGCCAUGUAGUCAACCACAUUCCAAUUUGUAUUUGUCCUGACAGUUAUACUGGAGAUCCCUUUUUAAGCUGCUAUGUGAAACCACAACCUCCUAACCAGCAACAAUCAGAUCCAUGUAAUCCAUCACCUUGUGGUCCGAAUGCAUCGUGUAAAAAUGGAAUAUGUACAUGUUUUCCAGAGUAUCUUGGGGACCCAUACAGUAUUUGUAGACCUGAAUGUGUUCAUAACAAUGAAUGUCCUCUAAACAAAGCUUGUAUUAAACAAAAAUGUGCAGACCCAUGCCCUGGAACUUGUGGGCAAAAUGCUUUAUGCAACGUUUAUAGUCAUAUUCCUAUGUGUACUUGUCCUCAAGGGAUGACUGGAAAUGCAUUCUCCCAAUGUUUACCAUUCCAAGCUCCUGUUGAACAAAAUCCUUGUCAACCCUCUCCAUGUGGCCCUUACAGCGAGUGCAAAGAUGUAAAUGGUUAUGCAAUGUGCUCAUGUUUGAGUGAAUUCUUUGGUUCUCCGCCUUCUUGUCAUCCUGAAUGUACUAUUGACUCAGAUUGUAGGCUUGAUAGAGAAUGUUCAAAUCAAAAAUGUCGAGACCCAUGUCCAGGUACUUGUGGAGAAAAUGCACAAUGUCAUACUAUAAGUCAUCGACCUCAUUGUACAUGUCCCUCAGGCUUAACGGGAAAUCCAACUUCUAAAUGCUACAUAUUGCAAUUACCGCCAGAGCCUAUGCAAAACCCUUGUGUACCUUCUCCAUGUGGGCCAUAUUCUCAAUGUCAAAAUCGUGGAAAUUCUCCUUCAUGUACAUGUUUACCAGAUUACGUAGGCACAUCACCAAACUGUAGACCACAAUGUAUUAGCAAUAGUGAAUGUCCUAACCAUUUGGCUUGUAUAAACUUAAAAUGUAAAAAUCCAUGUCCAGGUGUGUGUGCACCUAACGCAAUAUGUAAUGUAAUUAGUCAUACGCCAAGAUGCACUUGUCCCCAAGGAUUUAACGGGGAUCCAUUUACACAAUGUGUACUUCAAGCUGAACCAAUUCCUGAAGAAAUAAUUAACCCAUGUAUACCAUCACCGUGUGGUCCUAACGCGUUAUGUAAGGAACAAAAUAAUGUUGGGUCAUGCGUCUGUUUACCUGAAUAUUACGGAGAUCCUUAUGAAGGCUGUCAUCCAGAAUGUACAGUUAAUACAGAUUGUGCACCCAGCAAAGCAUGUAUGGCUAAUAAAUGUAGAGAUCCUUGUCCAGGAACAUGUGGAAGUAAUGCUAAAUGUCAAACUAUACAUCACAUUCCAAUGUGCACUUGCUUAAAUGGCUAUACUGGAGAUCCAUAUAGUUAUUGUAAACUUAUAUUACCCCAACAAAUUGAAGCAGAAUUUCAUUAUCCGUGUAUUCCAACGCCAUGUGGUCCAAAUAGUGUAUGCAGAGAAAAUAAUGGCCAAGCUAUUUGUUCUUGUUUACCUUCAUACAUUGGAACACCGCCAGGAUGCAGACCCGAAUGUACCACAAGUUCUGAAUGUGCAAACAACCUUGCUUGUAUAAAUCAAAAGUGUGUUGAUCCAUGCCCAGGUAGAUGUGGACAAUACGCACAUUGUCAAACGUUCAAUCACCAUCCAAUUUGUAAAUGUAUUCAAGGUUAUACGGGAGAUCCAUUGAUUCUCUGUACACUAAUACAGAAUCAACCACUUCAAGAUGUAAUUGUAAACCCUUGCAUUCCCUCACCAUGUGGUCCACAUUCUCAAUGUGUAGCACACGGAAAUACGCCAUCUUGUUCCUGUAUGCCAACUUAUAUUGGUAGACCGCCAAAUUGCAGACCAGAAUGUGUUAUUAAUGCAGAAUGUCAUAGCAAUAUGGUUUGUAUCAAUAACAAAUGUAAAGAUCCAUGUCCAGGUUCUUGUGGUUAUAACGCAGAAUGUAGUGUUAUUAAUCAUAUUCUGUUGUGUUCAUGUCCAGUUAGUUAUGUAGGAGAUCCAUUUGUUAGCUGUUAUAUCAAACCAUCAUCUCCUCCAAAACCUCAGUAUACUGACCCAUGUGAUCCUUCACCUUGCGGGCCAGGUGCUACUUGCAGAAAAGGAAAUUGUCAAUGUAUAGCUGGCUAUCAAGGAGAUCCUAAUAGAGGCUGUCGACCAGAGUGUGUGAUCAAUGAUGAUUGUAUUAAAGAUAAGGCUUGCGUUAAAAACAAAUGUGUUAAUCCAUGUCAAGAUGCAUGUGGAAUUGCUGCAACUUGUGAGGUUUACAAUCAUAUACCAAUGUGCCAUUGUCCAAUUGGAAUGACAGGAAAUGCAUUCAUAAUGUGUCAUCAAAUAUUACAAGAACAAAUCAUCAAAAAUCCUUGUUCUCCUUCUCCGUGUGGACCAAAUAGUGUAUGUCGAGAAAUAAAUAACCAAGCAGUGUGCACUUGCUUACAAUCAUUCUAUGGUAGCCCACCCAAUUGUCGCCCUGAAUGUUUAGUUAAUUCUGAUUGUUCAAUGAAUACUGCUUGCUUGAAUCAAAAAUGUAGAGAUCCUUGUCCAGGAACAUGUGGAAUUAAUGCAGAAUGCCAUGUUUUAAAUCAUAAUGCUAUUUGUAGUUGUCCUAUUUACAUGAUAGGAGAUCCGUUCUCUAAAUGUAGUUAUCCAGUUGUCAAACCUCUGCAAAAGCCAAUUAAUCUCUGUAUUCCUAGUCCUUGUGGUCCGUAUUCCGAAUGUCGUGUAACUUCCAAUUCCUAUACUUGUACAUGCCUUCCCAAUUAUCUAGGAUCUCCCCCGCAAUGUCGACCAGAAUGUAUAUCGAAUAGUGAUUGUAGAUCUAACUUAGCCUGUUAUAACAUGAAGUGUAGGGAUCCAUGUAUAGGCUCAUGUGGAUUGAAUUCUGAAUGUUAUGUACUCAAUCAUAUCCCUCAAUGUAUAUGUCCUCGAGGAUUUGUUGGAAAUCCUUUUGUAUCAUGUUAUAUUCAGCCAACAAUGUCUGUGGAACCAACACCAACAUCACCCGCUGAUCCGUGUUACCCAUCACCUUGUGGGCCUAAUGCAAGGUGCCGUGUUGAACAGAAUUAUCCCAUUUGCGAAUGUUUACCUGAAUAUCAAGGAAAUCCAUAUGAAUCGUGUCGUCCAGAAUGUCUUGUCAGUUCCGACUGCACAAUGAAUAAGGCUUGUAUUCGAAAUAAAUGUCAAGAUCCUUGUCCUGGUACUUGUGGUGUAGCAGCUAUAUGUUAUGUCUCGAAUCACUUAGCAAUAUGCUCUUGUCCAGAAGGUUUGACUGGCGAUCCUUUCCAAUAUUGUCAACCAAUUAAAACAUUUGACCCAGUUCCAUCUAAUCCAUGUGUGCCGUCACCAUGUGGACCAAAUACUCUUUGCCGUGUUAUGAAUGACGCUGCUGUUUGUGAAUGUUUAACUGGUUACGAAGGUUCUCCUUCAACCAGCGGUUGCAGACCUGAAUGUGUCAUUAGUUCUGAUUGUCCUCGUAAUAGAGCUUGCAUAAAUACAAAAUGUGUUGAUCCAUGUCCUGGUGUGUGUGGAUAUCAAGCAAUAUGUCAAACUUUAAAUCAUAGUCCUGUCUGUUCAUGUCCACUUCCAACAGUUGGAGAUCCAUUUGUUGAAUGCAAAGAACAACCAAUGAUACCACGAGAUCCAUGUAACCCAUCACCAUGUAGUAUUAAUGGUCAAUGUAGAGUUAUAGGAGAAGUAGCAUCAUGCAUUUAUCCAGAAUGCAUAAUAAACCAAGAUUGUCCUAGAGACAAAGCUUGUUUUAAUCAAAAAUGCCAAGAUCCUUGUAGAGAUGUCUGUGGAUUAAAUGCAAUAUGCCAGGUCGUAAAUCAUAAUGCAGUUUGUUCAUGUCCACCAGGAUACUACGGAGAACCAAAGCUGCAAUGUAUAGUACAACACACACCUCCAGAACCUAAACCAGAAUGUACAAGUGAUAAUGAAUGUUCAAAUGAUAAAAUUUGUAUAAAUUAUAAGUGUAAAAAUCCAUGUCAAGAAUCAGAUAUUUGUGCCAGAAACGCUUUGUGUUUUGUUCAAAAACAUAGGCCUGUAUGCACUUGUAAAGAUGGAAUGACUGGAAACGCUCAAACCCAAUGCGUUGAAAUUGGCUGUCGUGCCGAUACGGAUUGCCCACCAGAUAAAUCAUGUGUCAACGGUGACUGCGUUAAUCCAUGUGCAUACACACAUUGUGGUAUAAAUGCAUUAUGUCUUCCAGAUUCAUAUCAUAGAGCUAAAUGUUAUUGUCCUCCAUCAUAUGAAGGUGAUCCAUUUAAUGAAUGUUUAAGACCUGAAUGCACAGAUGAUUUCGACUGCCCUUCGACAUUAGCUUGUAGAAAUCAACACUGUCAAAGUCCAUGUGAUUGUGCACUGACUGCAUUAUGUAAUGUUGCGAAUCACAUUGCAUCUUGUAAAUGUCCUCCAGGUUACAUUGGAAACCCUCAUGUAUCUUGCAAUUUAGAACCAGUUGCAAUUCAACCACAAUGUACUAUGGAUUCUGAUUGUCCAAGUAAAUUAGCAUGCUUUAAUGGAGUAUGUCGUAACCCUUGUAUUGAAAUAAAACCAUGCGGCUUAUAUGCUGAAUGUACUGUAGUUGAUACUUUACCUUAUAGAACAAUGUCAUGCCAAUGUAUUCCAGGCUAUGUUGGAGAUGCUAACACUCAGUGUAAACCAGCUACUCCAACAUUGGUUGGUUGUUCUUCUAACGAUGAAUGCUCAACAACAGAUUCUUGUCUGAAUCGACAAUGUAUUAACCCAUGCAUUGUAUCAAACCCAUGCGCUCCAACUGCACAGUGUUCAAUUAACAAUCAUAAAGCAGUAUGUAAAUGUCCAGAUGGUCUUAUUGGAGACCCAUUCAUUAGUUGUUACCAAGUUCCUCAAGCUCUGCCAGAAUGUACAUCUGAUUCCGAAUGUACCAGUACAAAAAUAUGUAGGAAUCAAUAUUGCCAAGAUCCAUGUUUAAUAUCAAAACCAUGUGAUUCUACAGCUGAAUGUACAACUAUAAAUCACCAUCCUACAUGUAAUUGUCCUAGUGGAUGGGCUGGAGAUCCUCAAGUUCGAUGUUAUAAACCCGGUUGUAAAACUGAUAAUGACUGCAUGUACGAUAAGGCAUGCAUAAGUAACAAUUGCAUAAAUCCAUGUAGAAUGCACAGCUGUGGUCACGGUGCUGAAUGUAUAAUACAAGGACACAAAGCUCAUUGCGUUUGCCCAAUGGGUACCCAAGGAUCACCAUUGGUAUCGUGUGUGUCCGUUGUUUGUCAGUACAAUGAAGAUUGUGCUGGUCAUGAAGCAUGUGAUAGACUUAAUAGAAGAUGUAGAUCUGUAUGUGAACAAGACACUUGUGCAGAACAUGCAACAUGUUUAGCACAAGCUCAUCAGCCUACAUGUACAUGCCUACCAGGUUUCCAAGGAAAUCCUUACAUUGAAUGCAUAGAAUCGAGGGUUCCAACAAUAACACCUGAGUGUACCGUUGAUUCUGAUUGCCCAUCAAAAUACGCUUGUAUAAACCAAAGAUGUCAAAACCCGUGUACAUUAUCUGUGUUAUGUUCGCCAGAUCAAGAAUGUAACGUAAAAGAUACUGUUCCAUACAAAACAAUUAUGUGUCAAUGUAGAUCCGAUACAAUUGCAACUGCAGAUGGCCAUUGCAAGCCAAUAGUUCCUAUCACACCUCAAUGUAGAAGUGAUCAAGAAUGUCAGCCUGUAGAAAGAUGUGUUAAUCAAGCCUGUGUUGAAGCUUGUCGCAUUGAUCCAUGUGGAAUAAACGCCCAAUGCAUAUCACAAAAUCAUCAAUCAGCAUGUUCAUGUCCGCCCGGCUAUGUAGGAAAUCCACAUAUUGAAUGUACAUUAAGACAAGCUAUUCCUAUAUUACCCUCAUCGCCAGAAUGUACAAGAAAUGAUGAUUGUUUCUCAGAACAAACAUGCAUCAACCAAAGAUGUAUCAGUCCUUGUACUUUACCAAAUAGUUGUGGACAAGGAUCAUUCUGUCAUGUACAAAACCAUCAACCAAUUUGUAGAUGCCCUACUGGGUACACUGGAGAUCCACGUAUAACUUGCAUUCCGCCAUCGGUAUCUACGAUAGCAUGUGUAUCAAAUACAGAAUGUAUUCCAGAAGAGUCAUGUAUAAAUAGGCAAUGUGUUAGUCCAUGUAAUUGUGGGCCUAAUUCAGACUGUAAAGUCCUAAACCACUAUCCUAGCUGUGCGUGCAAACCAGGCUUCUAUGGAAAUCCACAGCAAGGAUGUAUAAAAAUGGGUUGCACAUCUGACGAUCAAUGUUCUUAUGAUAAACAAUGCUAUAAUGGAGAAUGUGUUCCACCGUGCUUGUUGAGUGAUCAGUGUGCAUCAACGGCAGAAUGUUACGGUGAUAACCAUCGUGUAGCAUGUAGGUGCCCCCCUGGUUACUUUGGUAAUCCAUUCGAAAAGUGUGAGCGUACAGAAUGUACAUUUGAUAUCGAUUGUCCAAAUGACCGAAUGUGUUUCGACCAACACUGUAUUAACCCAUGUACAGAACAACAUGGUCAACCAUGUGCCUCCAAUGCUAUAUGUAUACCUAAAAAUCACGCGGCAACUUGUAGAUGUCCUGAAAAUCUUCCGCUUGGAGAUCCAACUUCUUACUGUGAACGUUUACCUUCACCAAUUUAUGGUGAGCCCGAAUGUAAAAUUGAUGUCGACUGUGCUAGUCGUUUCGCAUGUAUAAAUGAUAGAUGUGUUAAUCCAUGUCAAGAAAUAAAACCAUGUUCAAAUAGUGCUAUGUGUACAGUACUUGAUAGUGUACCAGUCAGAACAAUGACUUGUACAUGCCAAGAAGGUUGGGUAUUAGAUGAAAACGAAGAAUGCAAACGAGUUGUCGUAACUUCACCACCUGGUUGUUCAAAAAAUGACGACUGUUCAUCAAACGAAGCUUGUUUAAAUAGACAGUGUCGCAAUCCAUGCAACUGCGGUACAAAUGCUCAAUGCUUUGUUCAAAAUCAUCGCCCAGUAUGUUCAUGUCUAGAGGGUUAUGAUGGAAAUCCAAAUGUCGCUUGCCGAACUGUUGGAUGUAAACGAAAUUCUGACUGUGACUCUGGAAAAGCUUGUAUCAACAGUCAUUGUUUGAACCCGUGCAUAGUUGAAGAUCCUUGCGGACCAAAUGCAGAAUGUUUUACAAUUGCUAGCCGCCCAGAAUGUCGUUGCAAGAGUGGUUUUAGAGGAAAUCCUUACGAUAGAUGUUUAGUUAUAGGUUGUCGUAGCAAUAACGAUUGUCCAAAUGAUCGUGCAUGUAUCAAUGGACAAUGUAUAAAUCCUUGUGUCUACGAACACCCUUGUUCACCUCAAGCUGAAUGCAAAGUUCAAAACCAUUUUGCACUUUGCCGCUGUCUACCAGGGAUGUUGGGAAAUCCGUAUGUGGCUUGUAGGCAAGAAAUACAACCAGAAUGUAAAGAAGAUUCAGACUGUCCAUCAUUAUUAGCAUGUUUGGAUAAUGUAUGUCAAAAUCCAUGUACAACUUUAGAACCUUGUAAACAUCCGGCACAUUGUAUUGUGAUUAAUUCACUACCAAUAAGAACCAUGGUAUGUGAGUGCCCAAGUGGUUAUGUGAGUAGUGGAAGUGGAAUUUGCAAGAUCAUGCCACCAAUAACAGCGGUCGCUUGCACUGCGGAUACUCAAUGUCAUUCAGACAAAAGUUGUGUAAAUGGAAGGUGUAUUGAUCCAUGUAACUGCGGACCGAAUUCAGAAUGUAGAGUUUGGGAUCAUAAACCUGUUUGCUCAUGCUUAGCAGGAUACGAUGGAAAUCCUGAAAUAGAUUGUACCAUAGUUGGAUGUCGAAGUGAAUCUGAUUGUUCUAGUCAAGAUACGUGUGUCAAUAGAAUUUGCGUUCCGGCAUGUUCCGCAGAUGGAUCAACUUGUGGUACAGCAGCAGAAUGUUACGGAAUCAACCACCAAGCUGUUUGUGAAUGUCCACCAGGAUUUGUUGGUAAUCCACAAAUAGCCUGUGUAGUGGUCGGCUGUCGAGCAGAUUCAGAAUGUCCAUCUAACAAAGCUUGUAUAAAUGCUAAAUGCAUCAGUCCAUGCUCCCAAAACAAUCCUUGUAUAACACCUGCUGAAUGUGUGGUAUAUAAUCAUAGACCAGAUUGUUCAUGUCCACCUGGUUACAUCAACGAAGAAGGAUCCAAAUGUGUGAAAAUCGAACACGUGUGUGAAAGCGAUUCAGACUGUCCAUCACAAACGGGAUGUAUCAACAAAAAGUGUGUUAAUCCAUGUGAAGUUUCAUCACCUUGUGGAAAUAAUGCUAAAUGCGAAGUUCUCGAUACUGUUCCAAUAAGAACAAUGAUAUGUAAAUGUCUUCCAGGAACACAAGGAAAUGCUGCAUUAGAAUGUGAACCAAUUACUAAAUGUCCUAUUGAUAAAGGAUACAUCAGGAAUGAAAAUGGAGAAUGUGUGUGUCCACCUGGUACUGCAUUAAAUCAAGAAGACGAGUGUCAUAGAUGCAUUGCUGAAUUAGGAUUUAAAGUUGACGAAAACGGGCGUUGCGUUUGUGCAUUAGAUAGAGGACUGAUUAUCGACGAAAGAGGACGCUGCGUAUGUCCAAUUGAGCAUGGAUAUGUAUUAGAUAUAUAUGGCCAGUGUGUACCGAAAAAUGGAACGCCACCUUUCAGAACAGAUUUCCCAAGACCCGAAAUGGUAGUAACAUGUCUAUCGGAUGGAGUUCAAGUAGAAAUUCAUAUUACAGAAAAAGGAUUCAAUGGAGUAAUGUACGUCAAGGGUCACAGCAAAGACGAACAGUGUCGACGAAUUGUGACAAUGUCACAAGACUCGGAACCUAGAACCGAAAUUUUUAAAGUCAACUUUGGCAAUUGCGGUCUUAUUCAUGUGAACGGACAAGCUAGUUUCGUGCUGGUAAUUCAGAAACAUCCUAAAUUGGUAACUUACAAAGCUCAAGCGUAUCAUAUAAGGUGUGUGUAUAACACCGGGGAGCAAAACGUUUCAUUAGGAUUUAACGUAUCUAUGUUGACAACUGCCGGAACAAUAGCCAAUACUGGACCACCCCCGACGUGUUUGAUGAAAAUCGUCACUCAUACCGGUCAGACAAUUGACUCGGUGGAGAUUGGUGAUAAUCUCAUUUUACAAGUAGAAGUUCAACCAUCAAGUAUUUAUGGAGGGUUCGCCAGAAAUUGCAUAGCUAAAGCAGUCGAUAACAACGAAGUAAUCGAACAUGUAGUGACCGACGAAAACGGAUGCGCUAAGGACCCGAUGAUAUUUGGAGAAUGGGAAUACAAUGCUGAGACGCAAUCACUGUUGGCUAGCUUCAACGCGUUCAAGUUCCCCAGUUCUGAUAACAUACGGUUCCAAUGUAACAUACGCGUUUGCUUCGGCAAGUGCCAGCCGGUGAAUUGUAACGGCUACAACGCAUUCGGUAGACGUAAACGACGUGAAAUAGGCAUUAGCAAAACAAACGAUGAAGUUCUCGAUCCAAAUCAACCCGGUCAAUUGAGAGAAGAAAUAACAAUUGAAUCUAACGCUGUAUUGACAAUUGAGAGACGCGAAGAAAGACUCAUGGGCCCAGCCGAAGCACCGAUAAUUCAACCAAACGACGACAUAUGCGUUUCGAUAAUUGGUCUAAUUGUUGCGUUGGUCAUCACAGCUUUAUUGGCCUUGGUGGCCGUAGCAGUUGCGGUUUCUUGCUGGCUUAUGGCUUACAGGAGAACUCCGAACGAAAACGGACCUUUACCUCAUCCAAACCAAGUGCCCAAUCCAAUGUUUAUGAACCACGAUCAAACAUCUGAACCGUCUCCAGAUUAUUUGACAUAAUAUUAAAUGCAUAUGGGAAUAACUAAUGUAAUAUAAUACGACUGUUAAUAAUUUGCCAUUUUUUGUGAUAAGUAAAGGCCUUUAAUUAGCUGUAAUUGCUCGUGCUCGCAUUGUAAUAUAUUAAAAAAAUUAACGAUAUGAGAGUUCCCCGAUUAAAGGCCUUUCAAUGCUAAACACAAUUUUCCUUAGUCAAAAUUACACAAUUAAAACUUAAAUAAUGUAAUUUAUGAUUCAUAUUUACGUUUAAAUUGUUUUAUGGUUAAUUUUUCCGAACGCUUUUCACUUAUUUUCAUAACACAAAUUCCCACAUAAAAUAAAUAUGUAAACCCGAGUACAUAUUUAAGCCUUCGGAAGAUUUAACCACCGUUAGUUUUAAGGUACUUGUAAUAUAUUAGAAUUAAUUUGUAUAAUCGUUUAACAUACUUAAAUGUUAUGUAUGAAUAGUGUGAUAUAUAUGAAAACUAUUAAUUUAUUAACAAAAAAGUAAAAUUAUAUAAUAUAGGUAUUUAACUUCUUAAAUUUAAAGUAUAUGUAUUUUUUCAGUCAUUAGCAAAAUAUUAAAAAUAACUAAUUUUUAUUAUUCUUACUUAAAUCAAAACUGUUAAGUAUUUUAUUCAAGUCAUUAACAAUAAAUUAAAAAUAAUUAAUAAUUAUAAUAAUAAAAAUUUGAUAUAUUCAAUGUAUUACUCUGUUACAAAUUCAAAUAUAGUAACAUUUUUUCAAUUCCAUAAUUUGUUUAUAACUAUUUCUAUUUUCAAUAUAUGAGAGAUAAGGAUAAACAUUACUUAAAUAGUACUAUAAAAUAAAUCAGUUCUUUUGAUAGAUGGCAUAAAAGGACCAAAUCUAUAAAUAAAGUUUUUGAAACGCAUUAACAUAACAUUUGACAAAAUUAUGUAUUUUUUUAUCCAUAUCUCGAGUAUACAUUAUAUCAAAAAAAACAAUUAUUACUUUUUGUUAUGUAUUCAUUUAAACAUUUAUUUAAAAACAUUAAAUGUGUGAUAAUUUUUUAUAAUAAAGAAUAUUCAAUUUUCAA